Monomorium pharaonis (pharaoh ant) is the source of this 50586-nucleotide messenger RNA. It is a transcript of the gene Msp300, whose product is annotated as nesprin-1. Gene Ontology annotation, molecular function: actin filament binding. Gene Ontology annotation, cellular component: cytoplasm; meiotic nuclear membrane microtubule tethering complex; nuclear outer membrane. Bases 749 to 49051 code for a protein of 16100 amino acids. The transcript has 55 exons. NCBI's taxonomy places the organism in Eukaryota, Metazoa, Arthropoda, Insecta, Hymenoptera, Formicidae. The record is from RefSeq and is a predicted model, not a curated record. Gene Ontology annotation, biological process: nuclear migration.
UUGCGGUGCCAAGGGCCGCAAUAAAGACAGCAUAAGGAGGCUAAGCGAAACGGUUAAAAGUAAAAGGGCCUUCGGGACCGUUCCUCUGGCCCAGGGGGAGUCCCACCUUGGAAGGGACGUCCGUUCGCGUGGCCGAAGGUUUCGACUUCGGUACCCGGCGUCGCCCGCGUUGUCCCGUGUCGCGUCGCGUCGCGUCAUCGUCGGCGGGCAAGUGGGAAUGGCGGUGGUACGAGGUGGAGGAGAUCGACGAAGAAGGAGGCCUCGACGGGCCGGUAGUAUCGAACCGGCGCCCGUCGCGCACGGCCAUGUACCGCGUACAUUCCUUAUACGUACAUUCCAUGCGCGCGCCACCGACGCGAGGUAUACGUGCGAGGUGCGCACUACGCUGUCAUGGGUGCUGACAGAAAAUCAGCCGGAAGUACACACCGCAGGCAGGGUUGCAGUCUGCCGAUUUGACUGACGGGACGGCCGGGCGUAUAGGCGCGCGUCUCUAACUGCUCGCACACGCCUGACAGAUCAUUGAAAAACAGAGCAGGUGGACGCGAAUGCGGCAUACGCAGCCCAGUGUAUGGGGUGUGGUGUCGGGAGAACAGGUGUUGGGGAGUUUCUCUGGUGUAUAGAGUUAGGACGAGAAAAGGGGAAGGAAGGGGACCCAGGCUGGACGUGCGGACUCGAUGAGCGAGACGUGCCGGCUGGCGAUUUCUCGCGCGAGAAGUAAACGAUGGAGUAGAGGGAAGUAAAAAGGAGUAUGUCGCGGACGACACCACCCGGUGGCGGUAGUCCGACCCCACCGAGGGUAGACAGCCCCGGCGGCGGCGGCGCCGACGGUGGCGGCGGCCCGAGAACGCCACGUGGUAGCCGGCUGCGGGACCGGGUGAGCUUUUUCGAACAGGUCUGGUCGGCCGGACGUAGUCCCAGCGCCGAGGACCUCCAGGAAGACCCGGACGCGCGCCGGUUGUCCUUCCGGUCGCCGACGCAUCGGCGACCGUCCUCCAGGGCGAGCGAUUCUUCGUUCGAGGAGAGCUUCGAGCGUUUGGUGGAGGAGGGCGAGCUGAACGGCGCCAAGGUCGUGAAGUUUGAGAAGAUCACCGUGAGAAAGAGCGUACGUGCGAUCAGCUCGAGCAACGGCGACACCACCGUUCUUCAGCAACGUGCCUUGACGGAGGCGAGCAGGACCCCCAGCGAGGAGCACAUCCUCGAGGAUUCGGCCUAUCAGAGCCACAGCCACGGCGUGCAGAGCCACGGCAGCAAAUCCAGCUCGAUCACCUCUUUCACGAGGUUCCCGUCGGAAGAGAGUCUGUCCCAGAGGAGAUCGAGCAGUCCCCGAGUUCAACAGUUGGGCCCGGACGAACGGCCGGCCUCGGAGUGGUACGCCGAGUAUCGCAGUCAGAGCUUCCAGAAUGUCGCCACGAGAAUCGAGCACGUGCGCAGCAGAAGCGAGUACGACGCGCACAUCGCCGAGAUCAAAGACGAGCAAGAACGCGUGCAAAAGAAAACCUUCAUAAAUUGGAUCAAUUCCCACCUGUCGAAGAGAGUUCCACCGCUUCGUAUUGACGAUCUGAUUGAGGAUUUGAAAGAUGGCACACGUCUUCUCGCGUUACUCGAAGUUCUUUCAGGGGAGAAACUGCCUGUAGAGAGAGGCCGUAAUCUAAAGAGACCGCAUUUCUUGAGUAAUGCCAAUACCGCAUUGCAAUAUUUACAGAGCAAGAAAAUCAAAUUAGUGAAUAUAAAUUCGUCUGAUUUGGUCGACGGACGACCGCCGGUAGUAUUGGGUCUAAUAUGGACUAUCAUCCUGUACUUCCAGCUACGAUCGAAGGAUCGCAAGCCGAUCGAGGAGAAUACGAGAGCCCUCGAGUAUCUUGGACAAGCCUGGGGCAGUCAAAGCAGCCUCGAAAGUCUCGGUUCGGCGGCGAGCGAGAGAAAACGCAUCAGCAGCGAAAAGUGGAAGCAAAGUGCACGGAAAACCUUGCUUCAAUGGGUCACCAAUGCCCUGCCCAAGGAUGUUGGCAUUCAAGUUCGAGACUUCGGAGAAAGUUGGAGAGAUGGGAAUGCCUUCUUAGCGAUCAUCGACGCCAUAAGGGCCAAUCUAGUGAACAUAGCAGCUAUGAGAGAAGCGUCGAACAGAGCUCGAUUGGAAACUGCCUUCCAAGUCGCCGAGGUCGAACUAGGUAUUGCCCGACUGUUGGACCCCGAGGACGUCGACGUGCCGCAACCCGAUGAAAAGUCGAUCAUGACGUACGUCGCGCAAUUCUUGCACAAAUAUCCGGAACCGGGAAACACGGCGCCCGACUCCUUUGCGGCUGUACAGGAAGAAUACGACGGGCUUCUUAAGUGGCUGAACGAGAGAGUCAGGCAUCUGGAACAACUUGACAGAACAAACGCCUAUCCACAAAGUUACCCGGAAUAUAUGCUGUUUAGAGCAGAGACUGAUGAGAAAUCAAUUAUAUAUAAAAAGAUGCAAAGUUUGGUCGAUACACCCAGUAUGAUAAGCAUCACACGGGAUUCUUGGAGACAUAUACAAAUGUUGUGGCAGCAAAUGGAGCUCUAUAUGCUGCAUUGGCUUUGGCUGUUAGAUUCAAUGUUACCGGGCGAAUUAGGAGAGGUCGGUAGAUGGUUAGCGAGAGCCGAGGCUCUCUUACACUCGGACAAUAAUAUACCGCAGGAAAUGUCGGAAAGCACGGCGAAUAUAAUCUCAAACAAGCUGGAGGAGCAUAAAAAAUUCUUCCUCGAUUUACCGACAAUGACGGAGAAGUUCCAGCACGCCAGGAACUCGCCGUUGGCGCGACAAGUCCGGCCUGAACAAUUAGAUAACAUGUCCGCGCGUUUCGAUAGCUUGCCCGAUCGCGCCGCUAAGAGGAGGGUGAAAUUAAAGUUCCUAGAGCACAAGUGUUGCCUGAUCGCUUUUCUCUUCCUUGUCGAAACCAAACUGAAAGGCUGGAACAUCAAAUACGGCACGGAAGAGAAAGUGCACCAGAUGCUGGAACAAUAUCGUAACUUUGUCUCCCGAAACAGGAUAUUCCAAGAAUUUCAGAAGGCAUACUUGGACAUGCAGCAAGUCGCAGAGGAGUACAAACGUGAUGGUGAUAUUGAUCGAGAGGAGAGCCUCAAUAUUGAUCGCUUUAUGCGCGAGACGGCCGAAAAAUGGAAGAGCCUGUCGAUGGAUCUGCGCUGUGCUCAGAGCAUGCUCGAGGAAGUUGUCGCGUACUGGCGACGUUGGACCGUUGUCUCAGAUGAAUUUGAAGCGUGGUUACUUCGCGCCGAACCCGCUCUGAAUCUUCCAGAGGAAGAAAGAAUGGAGUUCUUCCAAGAUAUCAGCGUGUGGAAGGACAAAUAUCAACAGCUGUCGGACACCGUGAGCUUCCUGAUCGCCACAGCUGAUGAACCGGUUGCAUUUCGUCUGAAGGAGCGCUAUACAAAUCUGACAGCGAGAUGGGAACGGCUCUUUCAAGAGGCCAAACAAUACAUGCACGCGGGGGAUCUCAUUCGAACGCGAAAGGACUACAAGGCAGGAGUGGAGACGCUGCAGAAAUGGCUAAGAGACGCAGAAGUCGCUUUAUCGACCACCGGAUUAAGCUCUACGGAGCGGAUCAAGGCUUACGGGGAGAAACUGCAGAUUCUUCACAACGAAGUAGAAGGCAUAGAAAACCUCUUUAAAGAUAUCAGUAAGAAGUUCCAGACCCUUAUCCAAGAUUUGUCCCGCGACGAGGUCGACAGAAUGAUGAACACUUUGAAGAAGGAGAAGGAAGCGCUUGUUAAGGUACGUGCCUUGAUACCGAUGCAAUUGCACUUGUAUCAUCAAUUAUUGGUGCAACAAGAGUCCCUGGAGGCAGGGCAGAAGGAGAUAUCCGCGUGGCUGGACGAGGCCGAGAGCUUCUUGGCCAACAUUAAUCUUUCUGGUGGUAAAGAUGCCGCUCUGGCUCAGCUAGAUCGCCAUAAGGCUUUCUUCUCGAGAACGCUUUACUACAAAUCCAUGCUGGAAUCCAAGAACAAAGUGUUCGCCAAUAUCGUUAAGGCCGUGGACAGUCACGCCGACGUGGAGAAUGCCGAAGGUGGAGCCACCUUGAGGGAGCUCAACGAUCGUUUCGUUAAGGUCUCCCAAGCGGCGCAAGUCUGGGAGCAACGUUUGCAAGAAUCUGUGCGACGUUGGACGAAGUUCAAAGAGUGCGAGCGGCAAAUUUCCGAAUGGGUCUCGGUCGCCGAGGCAAUGAUCAACGAAAAGAACAUCGACAAUCGUCAAUCCGUCGAGUACCACAAGAACUUCUUCAGUAAAGUCAAUGAAAAGUGGAUACAGGAUCUCGUGAAGGCCGGCCAAGAUCUCCGGAAUGUGUUACCAAUUGAUCAACAGCGGCCCAUCGCAAGUACGGUGGAGGCCCUGCAGAAUCGCUGGCGGGAGGUACUCACUUUUGCCCCGCUCCAUUUAAUGAGGCUCGAGUUUCGCUUGGACGAGGCCAGCUUUCUUCAGUAUCUCAAGGAAAUCGAGAUGGAGAUCAGUUCUGAGCAACAAGCGCUUAUCAACAACGACGACGUGGACGGUAUUCAGCAACGCAACAAAGAAUUCUUCGUGAACCGCGGUACCGUCCUCGAGGUCGAGCGUUGUCUGCAGACCCUGAAGAAAAUCAGCGACGCCUACGGCAAGCUCAAGCCGAGGGACACCAGUCUGGCUAACGCUACGCAAAACGCCGAACACCUGUGGGAAGAAACAGCGCAGAAAGUGGAGAACCUGAGGGAACAGUUACGCGAAGUUCCACAACAAUGGGCGACUUAUAGACAAAAGUUCGAUGAAAUGGUGCAUUGGAUGGAUCAUGUUGACAGUACGUUGAGAACUAUUUUACAUGAGGUGAAUACCCUAGAAGAAUUCGAAAAGGAGAAGACCAUAUUUCAGCUCCAGACCUUGACGAAAAUCUGCCGCGAAGCAGACAGCAAGCGUGAAGAAAUGAAAUGGCUGGUUCAAACUCUCGACAAUCUGACAUUGAAUCGUUCGGAUCGCGAUGCACUAAAUGCGCAGCAGAAUUUGGAGCGACUGAUAACUCGAUAUAAAAACUUGAUACCAACGAUUGAGAUUACAAUGACAAAGACGGACAUCUAUUCGAAGAGUUACACCUAUCGCAAGGAGGUACAUGAGGUGUGCACCUUGUUGCGCAAGGUUCGCGAACAAUCGACAGUUGAAGUCGCGCCUGAGGUUCCUGAAAAAUUGCAAAGCGCGGUGGCACAUCAGGAAUCACGUCUUAAUCAAUUGGAGCAACAGCGAGCGACCAUUGUCAGUAUGUUGCAGCGCGGCAAAGACCUUCUGAAGGAUCAACACGCUCCGCCCUUCGUCUCGUCCGAGGUUCAACAAUUGGAAACCAACUGGAAUGACACAUACGGUCAAGGUAUGGAGACGCUGAAGUCUUUGAAGGACUCGCAGAAACUCUGGAACACUUAUCAGGAACAAAAGGACGAGAUUUUGAAAUUAAUUGAGCAAGCUGAGAAAGAACUACGUCAAAUGGAAUUGGAAUCUUAUUACGAUGCCACUCAGGUGUCUUCUGAUCUCCAGAGAACACAGGAAUUCAACGCAAAUCUAAGGAAAUCAGCCGAAGAGAUGAUGAAGAAGUUGCGCGAAACGUAUACUAAUCUUUCCCAAACGCUCACACCGCCAAGCAAGAAAGAGAUUUUGGAAAAGGAAGUGACAGAAACCGAACAGAAGAUGGAACAUACGUUGAAGAUCGUGCGCGAGAAGGUUGUUUAUCUUCAGGAACAUAGCACUCGGUGGAAUAAAUUUCAAUCGAAGCUCGUGGAGCUCCGAUCCUGGAUUCAGCAAGCUGCCCCUCAAUCAGUCGCGGAUAUCGAAGAUUCCGCAGUCUCGCCCGAGGAAAGAGUUCGUAAGACAGAAAAUCUGCAGAAAGAAGUAAAAGAAAAGACGUCGAUUUUAAAUAUAUUGGAAGAUGAAUCUCGGAAACUCAUAAAAGAAGACAGUGAUGAUAUACCGGCGAAACAACUUCGCGGCGACCUCAAGAAUCUUCAUAAGGCACUUGAAUCGUUGAGUAAAAGCAUAAUAACUCAUCGUGAAUUAGCUACACAGAAUCUUGCAACAUGGAGAGAGUACGAAGAAGGCAUUCAAAAGGUAAAACCUUGGAUUGAACAAGCGGAGUCUAAGGCAGCUACGAUGGGCAGUAAGCCCACCACUUUGGCUCAAGCCACACAAAUGCUAGAAUCGGCCAAAGCCUUUGAAGUUCAAUGUCAGCAAUAUCUUCCGAAAGUUCAGAAUUUGUCGACAAUUAGCCAGCGAAUAACCGGAAGAACAGUGGCACCUGACGAAAUCGACGCUGUACACACGCGAUGGAACGCAGUUCAUGAUGUGGCGGUACAAACAACGACCAAGCUGGACAAAUUAGUUUCAUCGUGGAACACUUUCGAAUCGGAAGCGAAGGAAUUCAAUGAGUGGUUGCAGAAUAGCGAAAGGGAGGCUCUGAAAGAGCCCAAUGUUCAAACACCCGAAGCCGCAAAGCUGGAGAAAGAAUUGGCGCAGUUGAAGGAAUUCAACAAAAGUAUAUCUGACCAUCAGGCUCAAUUGAUAUCGCUGACUCAAGUUUCUGAUCAUAUUAGCCAUGGUUUGUCGCUGGACGGCGCUUCCACAUUAAAGGGUCGCGUUGCUGAAAUGAAGGCCAGAGUGAGUAAACUCGCGGACACGGUCCGGCAUCACAUUAAUCGCGUCUCCGACUCAUUGUUAGCCCGACAGGAAUUUCAAAUGAAGAUCACCGAUUUCGAGAAUUGGAUGACCCGACUGAGAUCUAAUAUCAAUGAAAUCGGGGACGUAAACGUGGACGACGUUGAUACCAAUUUGCAAACGAUGCACGCUUAUCUUCAAGAGCACUCGGAAAAACAACCGGCAUUUACGGCAAUUUACAACGAAGUGAAGCAAUUGUCGUCGCGUGGCUCCGCGUUAGAGGCCGCCGCGUUGGAUGAAACUUAUACAUCCCUAGCGAAGAAGUACAAGGCACUCGAAGAUGACCUGAGAGAGAAGAAGAAGGGCUUGGAGAAGUGGAUCGAACUUUUAAGUUGGCACAAUGACGCCAAUGCGCAACUGAAUCAUUGUAAAUACGAAUCUGAAGCCAGAAAACCUACUAUCGCUGAUCUUGAUAGACUUUCUUUAGAACUUCAAGUUGUAUAUGGGAAAAUCAACUCUUGGAAGGAACACGUCCCGCUAAUGGACAGUACACUGGGGAUACACGUACGUGACAAGCAAGAAAGACCGGUUACCGCGACUUCUUUGCUGAAUGAUCUUGAGUCUAAGGCCGCGGUAUUGAAGACGGAAUUAUCCGCCAAGCGAGACAAGUUGGAGAAUCUCGGUACUAAAUGGGAUAACUUCAGAAAAUUGCAGCAAAAAAUUACGGAGGAAAUCGUUAAUAUUCAGACAAGCCUGCAAAACAUUACGUACACCGUUGACACGUGCGAGAAAUUCGCGCCGGCGAUCGAGAGGAUAGACGAUCUGAUCGAGGCCCACCAGAGACAGGAACCGGAAAAGGAAAUCCUUCAUCGAGAAGGUGAUAACUUGAUGCAGGAGGAUCAACGAGCAAUAACUAAUAUUCAGGUAGUGAUUUCUUCGGUGGACAGUAAUUGGGAAAAGGUGAACGAACUCUUGCGUGAGCAGAGGAGAAAAUAUGCUGAGAUGGAUGCCGACUGGAAGCAGUAUCAGGAAGCCAAGGAGAAAUUGAACAAAUUUAUCGACGAGGCGAAAAAUCUUUGCCAGUCGGUCAAAGACGUGUCAACUGACAUCACUCAGGCAAAUGUGGCUCUGGAAAAACACAAACGAGCUUCGGAAAUCUUGAAGAAGGGUAAACAAUUUUUGGACAAAAUGGAUGGCAAGGCGCAACAACUAGCAAAAGAGACGUCGUUAAUGCCGACCUUUAAGGCCAAUCUAAUCGAAUUGGACUUAUCUGAUAUACGAAAAAAGUACCACGAGGUUAAUGCCAAGGUGAUCGAUCGUACUCAAAUGUACGAGACACAGGUUAUCAUCUGGAAACAGAUUGAAGAAGCGAAAUACGAACUCACAAAGUGGCUUGGCGAUACAAAUGAAGCGCUCAGCAUGGCCUGCGAACGUUUACUCGACGCUGAGAGCGGACAGGUGCUGUUAAUCAAGUAUCGUGAGGAAUUGCCAGUGCAUCAACAACUCCGUCAAGGUAUCGCCACGAAGACCGAGCAACUCGUCAAGUUGAAUGACGACACAGAAAUACCGACUUUAAAAUCUCUCAAUAAUUUAUUGGACGAUCAAUUCAAGGUUGUUAAAGAGGCCGCGGACAAGCUUGCGUCAUUCACAUCGAUUUUCAACGAGAAGGAGAAAGGUAUUAGGCAGGAACUGAAGAAAUGCAGCGACGUGAUCUCGAAGAUCCGCGAGGAAAUAAUCAAAUGCGAUGAUCUAACUGGCGAGAAUACCAAGAUUCUGCACCGAAUCAAUAAGUGUCAAGAGUUAAAGGCCGAGUUGGAAAAAUGUGACUAUGCACUUUCGGAAGUUGACGAGAAAUUGACAAGCAUGGCGUCAGAAUAUCCAACUAUAUCGAAGUCCAGUUUACCAAAAGAACUGCAGGCGUUGCAACUCCGUAGGGACGGUGUGGCCAGUCAUGCCGAUAAGGUUAAUGCUACAUUAGUGGCCUUCUUGACGAAACUCUAUCAUGAGAAGUUUGGCGCUUUGCAGCGUAUGGUGGCGACUCACAAGGAAAAGGUAGCAUGGUGCGAACCCGAACAGAGCAGCGAUCGUUACAAUCUUGAGGUGAAAAUGGCCUCGUUGGUUGAUGUGGAAGACGGGAUUGCCGAUUGCGAAGCGCGAAGGGCGGACACGGAUAAUUCGUUAACACUUCUAGGCACCGUCGAGAGUAGCGAGACUAUCUCCGCUCUCAGAGACGAACGCGACAAGGUCACCGCUGACUUAGAAUCCCUGAAGUCCAGCUAUCGCAAGAUCAAAUCCGUGCUGAAAGAAAAUAUUGCUUUGUGGCAACGGUACGAGCUGACCUCGGAAAACGUGGUUUCUUGGCUUAAAGAGAAUGAAAAUAAAAUCAGAAUGGAGGCCACGAUGCUCCUGAACCCGGACGAGAUUGACGCGAAGAUUGGCGAAAUAGUGCAGCUUCAGAAAAAAGUCGAGAAUUAUGAAAGUGAGAUGAAAGAUCUGAUCGCGCUCGGAGAGGAGAUUGCAAAGGUUAGCCCGGAGUCCCGCGUGACCCAAUACGUCGGGCAUUUGAACACGCGUUAUCAUUCGGUGAUCAAGUUUCUGGCUCAACAUCUAGACAGGCUUAAAGAACUCAAACAAAUCAGAGGGCAGUAUGCCGCCAAUGUGAAGGAACUAGAAUCGUGGUUGUCAAACGCGGAGCAGAAGUUGAAAACCUUCGACAAAACUAGCGGCCCGAAACCAAUGGCCUUCUAUCAGUCUCGAAUAAAAGAGUUGAAAGCGUUUGGAGAGGAGCGCGAAACGGGACAAGCGAUUUUAAAUCGGACUGCGGAAGCGGGCGAGACACUUUUCGCGAGGAUAACGCCAGAUCACAGGGAGCUCAUCAGAGGCGAGCUGAGAAAUUUGCGCAGUCGUGUAGAAGCCUUGGCCGAUCGCGCAAACGUGAUCUAUAAGAAAAUCGAGAGUGACAUGAUGCAUCGAUCCUCGUUCGAGGAUAAAUAUUCCCAGGUGAAGCAGUGGUUAAUUGAAGCGCGUAAGAAAUUAGGCGACAGGCAGGAUCUGUUGCCGUCACUUCAAGAGAAGAAACUCACCUUGCACUUAUAUAAAGUUAUCGCGCAAGACGUGGGCGUUCACCGAAACAUCCUGGAGCAACUUCAGGAGAAGCUUGGAACGGCACCGGACGACGAGGCCAGCGAGAUGCUGAAUAGCGUAAUCGAAGCGCACGAAAAGCUAUCGGAAGACGUGAACGAUAGGAUCGGUGUAAUGGAAAAGUAUGUCGCCAAUCACGAAGCUUACCUUCAGACGUUCGAGAAGACACGGGAUUGGAUCAACACAGUGAUAAACGAGGCGGCGCCUAUCAGCGAGGACCUCUCAACAGAUCGAGACGCAGCCAAAUCUAAAAUUGCUCUGAUCGAGAACGUGUUGCAGCAAAGGCCCGAGGGCGAUAGGAUUAUUGCCGAUUGUAAUCAGCAAUUGAAUAUCAUUUUGGAGCAAACCUCGAUAGCCGGCCAUCCCGCGUUGCUGAGAGGUUUCGAGCAGCAAAAGAAAGUUUGGGAGGACUUCCUCCAAAGAUGCGUCUCGAGCCGGGACAAAUUGAAUCAUCUGUUUGACCAGUGGUCCGAGUUUGAAAGGGUGAUCGAUAAUUUGGAAUCCUGGCUCAAACAAAUUGAAAUGCAGGUGAAAGACCAAAGCUUGAAGAGUACCGAGGAAACGAAACGCGCGCACUUGCAGAAGUUAAAGUCCCUUGAAGAGGCCAUCGCGGCGAAGGGCGCGGAGUUCAACUCGGCGGUUGAGAAAAGCCAAGGCGUAGACGCGGAAUCCGACUUGGUUACCAAAGUAUCACGUCAAGCCACCAGGUAUCAAGCGAUCAGAAAUCAGGCGAAGGAGGCUGUAGCGCGGUACGAACAAUAUGUGAAGGAGCAUCGCUUGUUUAACGAAAAGUACGAUCAAUUCUUGAAUUGGAUUAAUGAGGUUCAGGACGAGUUGAAGAAACAUAGCGAGAUCGUUGGUGAUUUGGCGGUGCUGCAAAGUAGGCAGAAGCAUAUCAGGGAUCUCGGUGACGUUCGGACUCGCGAGAACGCUCGCUUCGAAUCUGUCAUCGAUCUCGGGGAGAAACUCUACGUACACACUUCGCCGGACGGUAGGGAGCUAAUCAGACAACAGUUGAGAAACCUUCGCAGUUUGUGGGACGGAUUUUCUGAGGAUUUGCAGAGCUCGAUGCAGAAGUUAGAUCAGUGUCUCAUGCAGUUCGCCGAGUUUUCAUUGUCCCAAGAGCAAUUGACGGCUUGGCUGCGAGAUGUCGAGCGCGCGAUGCAUCAGCACACGGAGCUGAAAUCGUCACUGGAGGAGAAACGAGCGCAAUUGCAGAAUCAUAAGAUUAUGCAUCAAGAGAUCAUGUCGCAUCAGACCUUGGUCGAGUCGGUUUGCGAUAAAGCCCAACAAUUGGUCGAUCAGACUAAAGACACUUCUCUAAAUGUCUAUUUACAAUCCAUCAAGCAACUCUUCCAGAAUAUCGUCGCCAAGUCACGAGAUUUGCUGGAGAAUUUGGAGGACUGUUGCGAGAAGCAUCAUCGUUUCAAUCUUCAGUGCAAAUGCUUCUCCGAUUGGUUGAACGGAGAACGAGAGAAACUGACGGAAUGUAAUGACAUAACGGGCGAACGAUCUGAAAUAUCUCGCAAAUUAACGAGCUUAGUGAUGCUGAGGGACGGUCAGGCGCAGGGAGCUGAACAUCUCAUGAGGUUAAAGGAGUUCAGUGAAGCCGUGGCUAAUAGCACCGCACCAAAAGGUCGAGAAAUUAUCAACAGAGAAGUGAUUACUUUGGAAAAUAGUUUGCGUCAAUUCCUGAGUGAAAUUGAAUCCGUAGAGGAGCGACAAAAAACUGCUUUGGAGAGAUGGCAAAAUUUCGAGGAUCAGUUAGAAGCUCACACAAAAUGGUUCCGUUCCAUGGAGGCGGCAUUCCGAGAUCAACAGUUGCAGCCUACGUUAAAAGAUAAAGAGGCGCGACUUCGCGACUUUAAGGAGAAACGCGAGAUUAUCGCGCGGCAAGAAAGGGAAAUAGACGAAUUCGUGGACAAGUCGCAUAGUUUAUUGCACGCAAGUGGUAUCGAACGCAUCAAGCCAUUAAUUUCCCAAGUUAGCAACAGAUAUCAGCUGUUACACGUGCUCAGUAAGGAAGUGAUAAACCGUUGCCAAAGCAUCGUAGACGAUCAUCGUACCUACGAAGAGAAAUUGAAAGCCAUUGACGUAUGGCUUACGCCUCUCGAGAAAAACUUGGCCAUCCUGAAGAAAGAUGAGAUCGGCGGGGAUCUCGAAGCGAGGAACUCGCGCUUGCAAGUCUUGCUGGCCGAAAAGGAACAAGCUGAACAUCGUUUAGCUAGCUUAACGUCUCUUGGCGAGAGGAUUCUUCCGGACACCUCCGCUCAAGGACGUGAAGUGAUCAGGCACGAGUUGCGAGACGCUCGCGAAAGAUGGGACCGCUUGGCCGAAGGCAUCACAGAGCAACAGAAGAAACAAGACGCACAAUCUUUACAGUGGUCUAGUUAUCAGGAGACUCUGCAACAGAUCCUGACUUGGUUGGACACAAUGGAACGUGCGGUUAAGCAGGAUUCCUCGAUGGUGUGGUCCUCCUUGCAGGAAAUCAGAUCGAAAUUACUCAAAUUAAAGACACUGCAUCAAGAGAUCUUGGCUCACAAACGUCUCAUUGAAGGCAUUUCCGAGAAAGCCAACGCAUUGGUUCAAGUUACCCAAGUCCCAUCGGACGUUCACGAGAAAGUUGUCUCGGUUUCGAAGAGAUACGAGAGGCUAGUGGACACAUCACAGAAAGGAAUAUCGAACUUGGAUGCUUUACUCGAUAUUUUCCAACAGUUCCACGAUCUUCAGAAAGCUUAUCAAGAUUAUCAGAAACGUCAAUGGGAACGCCUGGCGAAUUACAGCGACUAUACAGGAAAUAAGACCGCUCUUCAGGCCAGAUUAGCAAAAGUUAUAGAGAUACAGGACAGCCAAAGCGAAGGUGAUAUGAAGCUGAAUGUCCUUGGGGAACAUGUGGCGCAAAGUGCGCGUACUUUGCCACCUCGCUCGCAAGAAUCUAUGGAAAGAGAUUUAGCGAAUCUUAGAUUCGAGAAUAAGAAAUUCGCUACAGCCGUAAGUGACGUAGUACGUUGCAUUGAAGAAAGAAUACAACAAUGGAGUGAAUACGAGAAUUCUUUAGAACGUUUGCUUGUUUGGCUCACUGAUGCCGAGACGUCAUUGAAGAACUAUUGCCUGAAGAACACGCUCGAGGAGAAGCAGGAACAGCUCGAAAAAUAUCAAGAACUACAGAAGGUCGCCGAUUCGCGGAACACGGAUGUGACAGAACUGGUCGCGCUUGGUGAUCAUCUCGAACAAUUACUGAUUGUAAACCUCCGGCAAAAUGAGACCGAAUUCGACAAAAUGAGCGACGAUUCGUCGGAAUUGAUGCAGAUCAGUGGCGAGACUCGAUUUUCUGUUAGCGUUCAACAAGUCACAUCACGUUUCCAGUCGAUUCAGGCAACCGCUAAGGAACUGGUGAAGAAGUGCGAACAAGCGGUCGUAGAUCAUGCCAGCUAUUUAGAUCGUUAUAAACAAUGCUCCGAAUGGCUAGCGAGCGCAAGAAUGCGUUAUCAGUCCUCCAAGGAAAACGUCAGUGAUACUCGGCAGAAGCUGAUUACGAACGUGGAAACAUUAAAGGAACUGUUGGUUCGUCAAUCCUCGUCCACCCUCUUGAUAAACAGCACCAUCGAGGCUGGCGAACGAUUAUAUCCCACGACUGGCACAGAGGGCCGGGAGAUCAUUCGUCAGCAAUUGCUGGAUCUCCAACAGGCUUUCGAAGAACUUUACGACGGUAUCGCCCUCACCGAACGCGAGUUACAGGCGAAGAUCUCGCGGUGGUCUGGUUUCGACGAGUGCAGCGAGGCGUUCGAGAAUUGGUUGAAGAGUAUAGAAGCUCAAUUGAAGCCCGAGAUCGAGCUGAAAACUACUUUGGAUGAGAAACGCGCCCAGUUGCAGAUCUACCGUACUAUCUUGCACGACACUCAGACGCAUCAGCAAGAUCUAUUGGAUCUUCGAGACAAGGCAGACAAUUUGCCCGAUCGUACCGACAAGAUCGAUCAAACGCUGAAUAAUUUAACGAAUAGGUACAACGUACUGCUGAAACGCGCGACGAAAUUCGUAGAGAGAUACGAGGGCAUAGUGAGCGAUCAUCAACAAUACAGCAAGGCCGUUUUAGACACACACGAGUGGCUGGACGCAACGCACAAUGCCGUGAGUCUCUGGGGUGACGUGGAACUGGAAAGGGUGUCCCUACACACGAACUUGGAUCGCCUUAAGAAUCUGUUGCACGGUCUACCGGAGGAUGAACCGCGGGUGCAGCAAAUCAGGUCCCUGGGCGAGAAGGUGAUACCCGGUACUCUAGAAUCGGGACAGGUGAACAUCCGAUCGCAGAUCGAUUCUUCACAACAGGAAUGGGAGGGUCUAAUCUCGGCCGUCAGGUCCACUAUCGAUGCGCUGGAGAAUAAGCUUCAACAGUGGAACGAGUUCGAGAUCUCGAAGGAGCGAUGUCUGGCUUGGAUGAGGGACACCGACACCAAGUUACACGCUGUCGAUCUCAAGCCCACUUUGACCGAUAAAAAGAUUCAGCUCGAGAAAUUACGCGCCCUCCAAGGCGAGGUGCGCGCCAAAGAACUAGAAAUUGAUGCCGUCGCCGAGCGAGCCCAGCAACUACACAAGACUGCCACUUCUCGCACUUCUUACGUGUCGGAGUUGAGUAUUAAAUACCAACAAAUUUCCAGCAAAGUCAAAGACCUCAAUAAUCGUUGGCAUCAGUACGUCGCAACGCAUCAGGACUUCGAUAAUCAAUUAGCAGAAUGCACCACAUGGCUGGAAGACAUAAAAAGUAAGCUGGCAUAUUGCUCGGAUCUGAGCGCGUCCUCGCAGAAAGAUUUGGAGCAGAAAAUGGACAUCGUGCAAGCUCUACUAUUGUACAAAGAGAAUGGCUUUGCAAAGGUACAAGGUAUCGUUGAACUGGCCCAGGCUGUUCUAGCGAAUACAGCUCCGGCCGGCCAUCAAACGAUCAAUGACGCUUUAGCGAAACUUCAGGAACAGUGGAGUGCCUUGGCGUCGAAAAUGCUAGAAACCAAGACGAAUCUGGACGACUCGAUAAACAAAUGGGCCGGUUUAUUGGAACAAAUACAAUCUAUCAACAAGACGGUGGAGUAUAUGCAGGCGUCGAUCGACGAGAUUUCUCAGUUUCAAACAACAAUGUCGGAGAAAAGGAAUCAACUGGAGCGAAUCAAGGCGCUCGAGGAGAAGGUUCGUUGCGAGAACAUCGAGGUCGACAGUCUCAAAUGCAAAGUCGCCGAGAUGAUUGCAAGCGGUCAGCAAGGAUUAGCUGCCUCACAGGCCCAGGACAUACUGAACAGGUUCGAUGAACUUUUCGAGAAGAUCAAAUCUUUAUUGGCCGAACGGGAGGAACAGUAUAAGGAUCAUCGCCUUUACAAGGAAGCUCACGACGAUCUUAUCGGUUGGCUCAGCCGGGCUCGGGAGAAGAUACCGUCUAUGAAGCAGAGAUCGCUUAGCGACAAGCUAGCGAUCGAGAGUGCAGUGGUACCGCUCGAGGGUCUGCUGAACAAGAAGGCUCAGGGUGAAUUGUUGGUGGAGCAUUUGCAGCAUACUGGAAAAGUUGUUUGCGCCAGCACCAGUCCCGUCGGACAGGAAGUUAUCAGGAACGAGAUACGGGCACUCACAGAAAGUUUCGAAGGGUUAUUCAAAGAGAUUCAGCAGCAGAAGGAUCAAUUGGAAGCUACUGUGAGUCAAUGGCGCGACUAUAAAGACGAAUACGAAAGACUCAGUGAUUGGUUGCAACAAUUUGAUAUUCUCAUUAAAGCACAAAAGAAUGCUCUUUUGCCGAAUUUGAAAGAGAAGGAGAAACAGGUGCAGGAAGUGAGGAAAUUACUCGAUAACUUAAUAAAGGGCCAAGAGCAGAUUGAUAAAUUCAACAAAACGGCCGCCGGCCUGCUGUCGUCUCAUUUAGACACUUAUGUCAACAAUCAGUUGCGGCAUUUGAAUUCGCGCUACCAGGUUCAAGUGAAUCUCGCGAAAGACGUGUUGAACAAGGUUGAGACCAAUCUGACUCAGCAUCAGGAGUAUGAGAGCAACCUCGCUAAAGCCCGCGACUGGAUCGAGAAUGCCAAGCAAAUUAUACGCCAAGGAACCGAGGCUGCCUCGAGCAGUAGUCGUGAGGAACUGCAAAACAGACUCGAGAAGAUCCAGGAAUUGUUAAGAAAGCGCGAGGAAGGCCAGAACCUGAUACAUCUAACCGUGAAUUGCGGCGAGAAGGUCAUGAGAAACACGCGAUCGGAUGGCCGUGAGGAGAUCAACGUUCAGUUGAAGGAAAUUCAAAACGACUGGGAGCGCCUGGUGAAGAAAAUCUCAACCACGAAAGUGCACCUCGAGACGAGUCUAUUGCAGUGGGCGGAUUACAGUUUGUCGUAUUCGCAGCUACAGCAAUGGAUCAACGAUCGCGAGGCCAAGCUGCAGCAGGUAUGCGAGCAGAAAGUCUCCAAAGCUCGGAAAGGUUUGGUCGGGUUGAGUUCUCUGGCGAUCGGAGAAAGAAAGGCAAAUUUGCGGCAAACCAACAGCAUUGUACAGGACAUCGUCGCAUUCGAGCCUAUGAUUCAGUCAGUCGCUACGAAAGCAGAAGAUCUGCAACAGGCGACGCCAGCCACGGAGAUCUCGAUUAAGUAUGAGACUUUGAGUAAGCAAGCUCAAGAAUUGUAUGCGAAGCAGAAGGAGACUGUCGAGCAGCAUCAGGCUUUUAUUGAUAGCGGUAAUGAAUUCGUUCAGUGGAUACGAGCCGCCAAAGAGAGACUCGGCAAGUGUUCGGAACCAACGGGAGACAAGGAAUCAUUGGCUAGUAAAAUUACGCAGCUCAAAGUUUUACAGAGUGAAUUGCCUGAAGGUCAGAAGAAGUUGGAGAAAGCCUUAGAACAAGGCAACGCCGCCUGUCAGAUAGCAGAUGCUGAAGAUAAGGAAAUAAUCGAAGAAGAAGUGGCACUAUUGCAAGAAGAGUACGAUAACUAUGUAGACUCGCUAAAUAACACGAAGAGUUUGCUUGAGCUUGGUAUAGUAAAAUGGACUGAAUACGAGGAUCAAUUUUCCGAAGCUACAGAAUGGCUUACGCAAACUGAACAAUUGGUUCAAACGUUUAACAAAUUACAAGAUGGUCUAGAAGAGAAGAAGAACGUUCUCGAGCAGUUCCAGAUUCAUUUGCAAACAUUGUUUGACUGGCAAAAGGAGCUAGACCGUUUGAACAUGAAAGCUCAGAUGUUGCUAGAAACAUGUGCCGAUACAAGAAUUUCUAAUGCAAUAACGCAACUUACCACCAAAUACAACGCACUGUUAUCUCUGGCUAAAGAAAUAAUGCGGCGAUUGGAAUUGCAUUAUCAAGAACAUCAACAACACAAUACCUUGUACCAAGAAUGUCAAGAUUGGAUCGAGCGUACACGAGACAAGUUAAGCGAGUGCAAAGAUAUUCCCAGUACAUUAACUGAAGUCAACAACAAGUUACAAACUUGCAAAGCCAUUCGGCAGACAUUGGAGCAAGGCCAGAACAAGUUGCGCUACGCUCUGGAGUUGAAAGAGAAGGUCAUCAUGAACACGGAACAAAAUGGCGCGGCGAAGAUUCAAGAAGACACCGAGAACUUAAAAAGCGAAUUUGAUAAGUUGUUGGUCGACGUUGAAGAUGUGAGACAAAAAUUGUCAGCGAGGGCAAGUAUGUUGGAAGAGCUCAACAAGAUUCAUCGACUUAUCUCGGACUGGUUGGAGGAAGUCGAAGGCAAGAUUCAACCAGGGGACGUAUGCAGAAACGACCUCAGCGAGAAGCGUGCUCUGUUAGAGAAAUAUAAAAUCCUGCAGAGAGACAUACACGGCCACGGCGAGACAGUGGAUCGUUUGAAGAUUCGCCUCACUGAAAUUCCCAGCGUAUCGAAAAACCCUUACGAAACGACAAUCAACAAAUACGACAGCUUAAAGAAGUUGAUUGCCGAAAAGAUUCAUAACUUGGAAGAUCAAGUCAAAGAUCACGAGAGAUUCCAACAAGCUCUGAAUGAGGCAGGUGACUGGGUACGCCGUACGAAAGUCGAACUUCAACAGUAUAGCGAUACUCACGGCGAGAAGGAGCGAAUCAUCGAACGGGAGAACAAAGUCAAUCAAAUUAUCUCGUCCCUGCCAAAGGGCGACACGUUGAUCUCGAGGAUGAUCGAGUUGAGUGACGUUGUGAUCUCUAAAACGGGACCCGAGGGUCAAGAUGCCAUUAAGCAGGACAUGAAACAAAUACAGGCCGACUGGAAGUCCCUGCAAGCACAAUGCCACGAUUCGCAACGAACCCUCGCCAAUUGCAUCUCAAGCUGGUCCCAAUUCACGAACACUCUGGACGGCAUGAAGCGGUGGAUAGAUCACUUCCAAAAGAAGAUUGCAGACGAACAGAGUAAGGACAACAAGACCCCGGAGGAUUUAGAGCGGUGUAAACGUUUGGUGGACGAGGCGGUUAAGCAGAAGCCAGUCUUGGAAGACUUGAAUGACAAAUGUGAAGCUUUGCUGGAGAUCAGCGCUUGCAGCUGGGCGCGGGACAAGACGGUACAGUUGCAAUCGGCGUACACGUCACUUUUGACCGACGCGCAAGGACUCGUCUCGAAAGUUGAGAAGAAUCUGGCUGAUCACACUGAGUUCUUGAAAGCUAAGAAGGAGAUGGAGGAUUGGUUGCGCACGGCUCAGGGUUCGGUAGAAGAUUGCAUCGGUGUGGGAGACACGGCUUGGGCAAAGGAUAAGUUGGAAACCUUGAGGCUGGUUGCAACACGCGUGACGGAGGGCCAACAUCUGCUAUCCACGUUGCAGAAUGCCUUUGCAAAGGCAAUUAACAUGGCUCUUCCAGAGCAACAAGAUCAAUUACGAUCGGAUAUGGCCAAUCUACGUUCGAAUUGGGAACAGUUGAGUAUAGAUCUCAAUACAGUUCAAGCCAGAGUAAAAUCGGUUUUGAAUCGUUGGGAGGAUCACGCGGAGGCGCAUAAUAAAUUCGCGAAGUGGUUAGAAGAGAGCGAGAGUGCCGUCAGAAAUUCUCCAGAUACGAAGGGAGAGUUUGGCGAAAUGAAGACAAUGCUUGAACGGUACAAGCACAUUCAAGACGAGAUUCGCGACAAGAAAUCCGAUUUAGAUCAUCUGAUGACGGAAGCAACGGAACUGUCAGCAUGGGCGAAGAACAAUAAGACACUAAGUGAAACGAAGCAAUUAUUAAGUCGAUGGAAAGCGCUAACCGAGCUUGUUGGCGAGAGGAAGAAGCUUAUGGAAAACGAGAUACAAGAAUAUAACGCAUAUCACGCUGCUCUGCAGGAAACAGAAAAGUGGUUAUUGCAAAUCUCCUUCCAAUUAAUGGCCCAUAAUUCUCUCUAUAUUACGAACAAAGAACAGACGAUUGAGCAGAUCAACCAGCAUGAAGCAUUAUUGGCUGAAAUUCAAAAAUACCAGGAAGUAUUGGACGAGCUGAGAUUGAAAGGUCACGGUCAAAUAAGCCGAUAUGUCGAUGCGAAUCCCACUAUUAAAUCAACUAUAGAGACGCAGUUGCAGAACGUGCAGGACAGCUACAAUUCGUUGUUGAACACCGCUUUGCAAAUCAAGAACAGAUUGACGGAGUCACUGAAUAAGUUCCAGGAAUACGAGAACACUUUGGAGAGCAUCAUGAAGAAUCUAGACGCGUACGAGACGGAAAUGGCACAAUUAUUGGAAACUCCGCUCGAUAACUUAACUACUGCUGAGCAGAUCCUCGAGAGUGCUCGCACUUUGCAUAACAAGCUGCAAGCCGAGAAAGCUCGACUGGCAUUAGCGGUAGAAGCUUGCGAGGCUGCGGCAGCAUGCGUCUCCAGACCCGGUAGUCCUCUCGACGCACCACCCAUUCAAGUCCCCGCGAGGGAAGUCGAAGUCAGAACAAGACUCGAUGAUCUUAUUGACCAGAUGCAAACGCACUUGGCGAACGUAAUGAAAACGGUGAGUGAACUCGAGGAACAGUUGCGACAAAAGAAUUCGCUCCGCUCUUGGAUCAAUCAGCAACGAGCCCUUUGUGCCGAAUGGAAAUCGCGACCGGCGAAAUUGCGAGCGGAGGCUGCCCAGGCCGAGUUGCAGGCGAUGAAUGAAUUGCUCACCAACGUGGGCGAACGCCGCACACGCGCAUUGACAGAGUUGUCGAUUCACGAAGAGGAUCACGACAUUGAGGAGGGAUUGAACAAGUUAGAGGCCGAACUGACUGAUGCCAUCGCUGGAAAACAAGCGGCCCAGGAUCUAAUUCAGAAGUACAGAUCACAAGUGCAGGAUACUCAAACCUGGCUCGAUGGCCUGUCGAAGAAAAUCGACAUGAUUGAGAAGGGUAGCGGAUUGACUAUCAGCCAGAAGAUUUCAAAUCUUAAAGACAUCACGGGCGAGUUUGAGUCUCAGGGAACGGAAAAAUUGGCGGAGGUCAAGAAACUGGGCGAUCAGGUGAUGGACUCGGUCAGCAAUCUGGACUCUCAGCAAAUAGAAGAGCAAAUCAAGUCAGUGGAAAGACGAUACACCGACAUUGGCAAGAAGUUGCAGAGAAAAGCCCAAGUCUUGGAAAUGACGGCGCAAGGCAUCGAAGCCACUAGACGGGAGAUUGAAGAGAAUCGCGAGUGGAUCGAACAGAAGAAACAACAAGUGAAGAUGCCGGAGUUACUUGGCUUCGAAAGUAAACAGGCGGAAGAAAGACUCCUGACUCUCAAGACUAUGCUGAAAGAGGCGGAUGGAAAGCAAUUGAUUAUAGAUACACUGGAAAAGAGAGUCGGAAAUAUGCAGAACGAAUUGGAAACUAGCGAGCAGCAGCAAUUAGAAACCGACACGAAAUCUUUGCGCGGCGAGCAGGUCGAGCUGUGCGCCAUUUUGAGAGAAGAAAUAUCCGUUGCGAGUGCCGCGGCCGAUGCACGUCGCAAAUUGGAGGCUGAUAUUGAAAAAGCACGAAAUUGGAUAAAGUCCAAGGGCAACGACUUGAAAAAACUCAGCGGAUAUCUGCCUCUGAAAGCUUCCAAGGUUGAGCAAGAUAUUGCGCAACACAGUGGAUUGGAAGCGGAUAUUAAUUCCUUUAACGAGAGCAAUCUUAAAGAUAUUCUCAAACAAGGGCACAGCUUGUUGAAAGAUUGUAAUGCAGACAGUCGCGCCAAACUUCAAGCCCUCCUGGACGAUUUGAGUAAGGAUUACGAGGAAUUGAAGAAGGAAGCGAAAGAAAAGCAAGCCUCGUUAGCGGAUCUUCUUCAGGGACGCAAGGCCUUUGAAAGUGAAUUGGACAAGUGUCAACGAUGGAUUAAGGAAGCCGAAGUGGCUACCUCUUCCGAGUUACGACCAUCCAGUCUUGACAUUCUUCGUGAGCAACUUGCUAAAUACGAUCGAUUGAAGAAAGAAGCGCAAGAGUAUGGUGAUGAUAUAGAAAAGAUAAAUCAACAAGGAAAAUCAAUUUUGCCGACUGUGAGCGACGCCGAUAAGCAAGAGUUGGGCGAACAACUGAAAAAUAUGAAGGAAGCUCACGGCCGAGUGGCCGGUGUGAUAAAUGAGCGAGCGAUCGCACUCCAGAAGAGUAUAGACGAAGCCGAACAAGCUGCCGCGCGUGUGGCGGAGGCAAUUCAAUUUAUGACAGAUAUUCAAAAGGAACUGCACGAUCUGAACAAGCCGAUCGGUGCUCGCGUGGAGGACGUGGAGGGAAUGUUGACCGCUUACGAGAGGAUUUUGGGCGACCUCAAAGCAAACAAGGCUAAGCUCUCUGAUCUUCAAUCCGCUAAUGUGGGAGAUCUGCAUAAUGUCCUGGCCCAGCAGGACGAUCUAAUAAGAGCACUUGAAGCGCAAAUAGCGAAGCUUCGUCAGUUGCUAUUAUUACGACAGCAAUUUAUCGCCUUAAUCGCAGAGAUCACCACUUUUAUUACCAAGUACACUGAAAUUGUUCGGGAUAUCGAGAAGUCCGGACAAACAACGGAAGAAAAAAUUAAAAGGUAUGACGACGCUAUAUUAAAGAUUCAGGAGUGUGAAGCUACCCUCGCUAGUGCAACGGAUAAGGGACAGCAGAUAGCGGCGGAAGGUUCGAUUGUGGACAGGAACAACGUGACGGAGCAGCUGCAAUCGUUGAAGCAACAAUUACAGGUCCUCCGACGAGCCGUGGAGACGCAAAGGGAGAAACACGAGCUGGCGGCGGCCGAACAUAAGAGGCUCGCCGACGAAUUGGCGGAUAUCCUUGACUGGCUUGAAAGUAAGGAGAAGGAGGUCAAGUCCAGACCGCUGUUGGAGAGGGACCCGGCGAGCGUCGAAGCGGAAUUGAAGAAGCAUCAUGCCCUUUGCGCCGAGGUGAACGAAUAUCUGGACAGAAUCAGAAAUCUCAAGGAAUCACUGCGGCACGAAGAAGGGAUGCCGGGAUCCCUGAAGGAAAUGCUGAGCGAGGCGGUCUCCUUGCUAACGUCCUUGCCGCGGGAGAUGGAAGAGCGUGGAAAUUAUUUCGAGACCAACAUGCAGAUGAGAUUGGAUUACGCGAAUCUCACGGACAAGCUGCACAGCUGGGCCCGCGAGGCUGAGAUUCGCCUCGAGAGCAACAAGGAGGGUCUCGACUUUGAAAAUAUUCUCACCGAUCUGGAGGAACAUAAGAUAUAUUUCAGCACCGAACCUUCGAUACGCGAGCUCGUGUCGCAACAAAUUCAACAGGUGGCAGACAAGAUCUGGCCGUCUUUGGACAGUUACGAGCAGGAGGAACUAAGCGCCCAACAGCAGCAGCACACGCAGCUGUUAAAGAACACCCUGAACACAGCUAAGUCGCAACGUUCACGUCUGGAGCAGGGCGCGGAGAUGUGGAGGGAUUACACGCAGAGCUUGGAGCGCGUUCGCGCCGUCAUCAGCAGGACCAGAUUCACGGAUGAACCGGUCACUACGUUAGCUGGAUUGCAAUUCAAUAUCCAGAAAAUUGUUCAUGCCAUCAAUGACAUCCAGAAUCAACAAUUCGAGUUAGAUCUUCUCGACGAACGUGGACGAGAAGUUCUCCGGCUUGCGGACGUUAAUAAUAAAAAAACGAUAGAAUCGCAGCUCUCCGAGAUCAAUUCGGAAUGGCGCGGAUUAGUUUCGGGUCUCGAAGGACGUAGAGAUACUCUCGAGGCGUUAUCGCGACACUGGGAAGACUUGGAAGCGCAAUGGGCCGUGAUCGAAACGCAAUUGGCUGCGACUGAAGAGAAGAAUAAACUCGUCGAUACCGUAGUGCGGUCGAAACAACAUUUACAAGAUACCGUUAAAGCAUUAGAAGAACUUGUAACGGAAGCUGAAAAACUUAAACCUGCAACGGAAGAAGUGAAAAACUUGGCGGGACCUGUGCUUGCGUAUCUAUCAGCGUUUACAGAAGCGCCGGCACGAAGUCUCGAAGAACGCCUCGAAAAGCUACAAAAAUCCGUCGAAUCACUCGUCGGCUCGCUUCGUGGAAAGUCCGAGAAGGCGAGCGAGGAUCUGGAGGCGCUCGAGAACAUCGAACGUGAGAUCGAGCGUCUGCGAAAGCGAUUGAACGAGGCGCGCGAAAACGCAUCGAAUUUGUACGUUUACGGCGUUGAUCAGGACGCAACCGAGAUCGAACUGGGCGAGCUACGCUCACAGGUUGAGGAUCUCGUCGAUACCGCCAAGAAGUUCUCAGGAAACAUUAAGGCGCGGUACCAAGCUAGCCAGCAGCUAGUACCAACUGACAUCACCCAGCAUCUGACCGCACUCGAGCUUUGUGCCGAGGCGACGGCACAAACGAUGGAGGAGAAACAGAGAGAACAGAAACGUGCCAGGACCGUCAGGUCGGACUAUCUGACCGACGUGGACGAGGUGCAGACAUGGAUCCGCCAAGCCGAGCUCAAGGUACAGGACAGAUCGAUCGAGCCGGCGAUUCUCAGGGAACACCUCCGACAAAUACAGAACGAACUGGGCACGAUUAGCGACAAGCUCGAACGACUGACGAGGAACGGGCAAACCAUCGUCAAGAACACGAGGGACGACGCUGAGAAGGAACUGAUCAACAGCACGAUCGGCAAUCUAACCGAACAGCUGGCGCAGGUCAGGAGUUGGCUGGAGGAGAAGAAACAAAUCGUAGGCGAUACCUUAGAUGCCUGGCAGAGGUUCCUCACGCUUUACGAAGCCGUCAAAGCAUGGACGGAGGAGAAAAGACAAUUCCUAGUCGAGCCGUUGAAGCUCAGCACUCUUGUGCAAGCUAGACAAAGGCUGCACGAAUAUUCGACGGCAGUCAAGAGCUGCAAGCAGGUGAAUAAGAAUCUCAGUGAUAUGGGCCGAGAGUUGGAGAACAUCGGUCAAGUAACUAGCGUGGGCGAUCUACCGGAGAAGCUCGCCGAGGCGGAAGAGGGCAAGGUUCAGGUUGAGGGUCAGCUGUUAGAAAGGAAUGCAUUGCUGCAAGAGACAAGUGAAGAAUGGGAGCAAUGCGAGAAGAAGAUGAAGGACGUGCGAAGCUGGAUGGAGAAGGCCAGGCAGACGCUGGAAUCGCCACAGAAUAAAAAGAAGCCGCUGCGCGACCAACACGCCAUUCGUGAGAAGAUGCUCAGCGAUAUCGCGAUUCAAAAAACGAAGAUCACGAUCUCGGUGGAGAAGCUCGAGGUGCACUUUAGGUCCGGUAUCGUCGGUGACAAUCGUGUGAAAGACACCGCCGACGAGCUGAUUGCCGAACUGAACUCCCUUCACAGCACCGUCAAAGAGCAAACAACUGCGCUAGAAGUUUGUUUAGCGCAGAUAGAUCAGUAUCAGCAGGAAAUUCAACAGUUGAGACAGCACAUUGUACAGGUGGAGCAACAGCUGAGGACGGUACUCAGCCCGACGUACAUGCCGACUGACCGGGAAAAGGCUCUUCAAGAGCAACAGCAGAGCCUGCAGCAACGGAUGGAGGAUUGGAAGCAACGCAGCAAGACGCUGGUGGAUCAGAUACACGCGGUGGAUCCAUACUACGUACCCAUCAACGAGUGCCGGUUCGUAGGCCAAGCCUCGUAUGCCGAUAUCGCAGCGGGACGUACCAAUAGUCCGAGCUCGAGAAACUGUAGUCCGUAUAGACACCAACGAGAAGUCACUCCUCCCAUCAUGACCGCGCAAGUAUUACAAUCUAACGUGGUUACGCGAGCUCAAAAGUUGGCUGUGGAACAUGCCCCUUCGUUGGAGGCACAGGUCUCAAAGACGCAAGCUCUUCCGGAGAAAGAUGCAGACGUGAACAAAUUGAAAUCGCAGCCGCGAACUGAGACACGCGUGCAAACGACAGACGAUCGGGGCGCGGAAGAAUGUCGGCAAACUGUUCCCGAGGUCGUCGUCGUGUCGCCUGCGCCACGUCGAGGACGAUCGCCCACGCGCAAAACAAACAACUCCAGAGUGAAAGAGCCAAGGGCGACAGCGCAUCGGAAAGGAGAUGAAACUGACGGACGCGACGACCUUCGACCUGACGCGAGUUCAAAGCAGGAAGCACAAGCGGAGCAGCCCGCGAGGAGCACUUUAGCGCCGCGUGAAGAACGAAGAGGACGUUCGCCCAGUCCCAUGUGGGUGCCCGGUUCCACCUCCUAUGCCGAUAUCCUUCGCGGAUGCUCACAGGCGACGGCGCAAGACGUCAACGCAGCCUCUGCGCAGCUGCCACCCGCGCAAAAAAUGGUUUCCCUAUCCGGCGAGUCACGACGCGGUCGAGCCGAAGUUCCUCGCGCGGAGCAAGUUACAUUCGCGAUGAGUGCCGACAAGUCACAACAAAUCGUGGAGGUUCAGCCGGUCGUACCGACGCAAGAGGUACAGGUGGAAGACGUGCGAAUCGCGGAGACGACUUACUGUCAACCCCCUGAAAUUUCCACGGAGGACAACGCGGAGGAUCAAAGCUACGCUGAAUCUGAACCGACCAGUUGGACUGACGAGGCCCUGCAGGAUUACAACAUGCUGCAACACGUGGAGCCGUACGAGAACGUUCCGAGACAGCCGCAAUCGCAGACGGAGGUCUACGAUUACAUGAUACCGGAAACUAUGCCGGAACUGGUAGGUUUCAUCGGGUCUCAUCUCGGAACGUAUCCAGUGAGCGCGUACGUUUACGCGCCACCCGGUCAUCAUCAGCAAAUGCAGCAAAUUAAUCCAAUGAGCUUGGAUCCUUACAAUAGUGGCUCCUUGGCUUACGCGCCGGAACACUACGUCACGCAAACUGCGUAUAUUUCGGCGCCGGAUAUUUAUCAACAAACGCAGCCGAUGCAGCAGCCCGUUAACGAGACGCAUGAGAACAUGAGACGCGCAACCGCGACCUUGAUGGAGAAACCCGUCGAGGUGCCAGUAGUUAAACAACCUGAGGUUUCCAAAGACGCGAUCGCGACUAAAUCUGUUGAUCAGCCAAAGCCUGUAAAUGUCUCAGAUGUAGAAACUUCUACAACGAGCAAAGCAGAAGGAAGGAAUACGUCGUUGAACAAUGCGGAAGUCAAAGGACAAACUUUCUCGUAUGCGCAAAUACUUUCGCAAGGACUCAAUCCACGUGUCACUUCGAUACGCGUCAGCGAAUCGCCAGCCGCGAGUUACCACGAUAAGGAGCGUUCUAUUUCGCCAAAAGAAUCAGUCGAGUUAUCAUUCUGCAAAUUAUCGUCGUUGCAGGAAUCAAAACCCGAGCGAGAUUUGCAAUCGUUCGCGGAUACGUCAGAGCAAGCUAGACAAUCCAAAGAGAACGAUUGGGAUACAAUGAAGAAACGAGAAGUCAGAAAGAGGGAACAUCAAUCGAAUGACAAAACUAGGCAAACGGAUGAGAAAAAAUCUCGCAAACCUAUCGAUAAACCGAAAGAGAAACAAAAGCAAGAAAAAUUAACUCUGCUGAAGCAAUUGGUGGAAACACAAGACGAACCAGUUUCCAAUGAAACUAUCGACAGCCCAGCGCAAAAGGAGGACAAACCAGUGCAGCAAAAAAGGUCAGCCAUUGAUUUAGAUGCAGCAGAUCUAUCGCAAGAAAAGAAACGUAAGCAAAAGAAAAAGAAAAUAGAUAAGUCAGUAAAAGAUGAAAUUGACAAAGCCCUUAAAGAGAUUGAAGAUAUGGAUAAACAGAAAACGAAGUCUCAGAAAGACAAGCCAAAAGAGCAAAAUAAGGAACAAAACAAACCUCGAGAUUCUAUUAAUGAACCCAUGGAAAAAUAUAAAGAUGACGAUGAUAGAAAACAAAACAAAUCUGCCGAGAAGCCCAGAAAAUCAGGAAAAUCUAAAGAAGCAAGAAUAAAAGAAACCACGGAACAUGUCACAUUGUCAAAACAAACUAAAGCAAGCGAUCAAAGUAUUUUAAAAGAUAACACGGAAGAUAAAAAAGAUAUGAAAGACGCGAAAGUCUCUAAAAAUGAAGAGGAAGUAAAAGAUACUUCUAAGGAAAUGUUAAAAAAUGAAUUUCAAAUCGACAACAAUAUUUGUACUAAUUUUGACAAGCCUGACAAUACAAUAAAAUGUAAAAAUAAAACUGAUAAGAAUACGAAGGCUAAAGAACAAAGAAAAGAAAUUUCUAAAAAUAAACUUCAAGAUCAAUCGGACGUUUUAAGCAAUGAGAGAAAGGAUCAAACAAAUAUUGUCAAUGAAAACAACAAAACCGAGACUGUAAAAUUAUCAGCCAUUCAAAAUAUCGAGUUGGGAAAUGUAAAUGAAAUGACAAAAAUUGAAAGUACAAAAAAACAUAAAGAUUCAUUUAAAAACGAAAAGAACAAAACAAAGUCAUCAAAAGAGUCGAAACUGGAAACUGAGGACAGUAAUAUGAAUCAGGAAAAACUUGAGAUCAGUAAAGAAAAAAAUGAUGAUAAGUCUUUGGAAUUAAUUAAUAAAUCAUUGAGUGAACGUGAAAUAAAAGAUCUUGAUCCAAAGGCGCUUGAUAUUAUAAAAGUCGUUACCGAGGUAAACGAAAACACGAAGAAUAAAACUAAUUCUCGAAAGAAAGAUAAAGCCUCUAAAAGUAAAAUAAAAUCUAAGGCCGCAAUUGAUACAUCAUCAAUUUCGACAACUAAAGCUUUAGAUGAAAUUGAAAUAAACGGUAAAAUAAAUGAUAUCAAAAAGGACGAAACUAAAGCUGCAGAAACAGCAGCGACAAUUCAGGAAACUUCAAAAGAAGUCGUGCCAUUGCCUGAGACUGUUCAGCAAAUAGCACAAGAAAUUGUACAAAUUGAUAUUACGUAUAAAAACGAUAAAACAUAUGAUACAGCUGGAGUUAAAGAAUUGACAGAAGACAAAGAAGCAGAGCACCAAAUAAAUGCUAAAUUAGAAGCAGAAAACUUUACAAAAGAAAAUUUCGAAACUACAGUAAAUGAAAGAGAAACUAUUGUUAGUAACAGUAAAAUGAUUGAUAAAGAAAUUGAAAACCGAGAAGUAGAAAAACAAACAAAAACAAUGAAACAGAAAAAAUCCGAAAAGGCGAAACUUAAUAAAAUUCAAGAUAAAGGUAAAAGAAAAGAAGAUAGUAAUGAAACAUCACCAUUUAUGGAAAAUAAAUCUGGCGGAAAGAAAGACCUUAACAUCGAAUCUUUAAUUGCACCUAUGAUAGAAACUGAAAAACAAUCCGUAGAAGAAACAAACCUGGUUGAGCAACGUAUAUCAGUGUCUAAUAACAGUUGCUUAAUUCAAUCAAAAGUAGACACCGAAAAUAACUACGGCGCUAAAAUAGACGAAGGAGAAGAUAUAGCACUCGGUCAAGUUAAUAAACGCGCGCCAGAAACUGUUCCUAAAAGUAAGAAAAAGGGCAAAUCGAAAGACAAGGCUGUCAUUCGAUCGAUGCACGAUAUAAAAUUGCCGGAAGGCUCUAAUUUAAAUAAUGUGGUUGAGACUGCAGCAUCUGUAAUCGUAGAAUUAGGUGAAUCUAUUAAGCUUACCGAAGAUGAUAAACCAGAAGCAGCUUCAACUUUGGCUGAAAAACCAACAGUAAUGGAUUUGGCAAUUUCUACAGCACCUGAAAAUGUUGAAACUGUCUCUGUUACUGAAACAUUUUCUAAGGAAUCUCAAGUUUCUUCAGAAAUAAAUUAUACCACUACGGAUGUUGAAGAAAAAUGUCAGAAUACUACAAACGGGAAACUGGAUCACGAAGCAAUUGUUAAAAACGAAGAUAUUAAAACCGACGACAAUAAAAAUUCUUUAAUGAAAGAGGAUAUUGAAAAACCAAAGGAUAUACCUAAAGAAAAGACGUCGAAACGCACGAAGAGAAAAGAACGCCAAAUUCCUAAGCACAUAGCUGAGCAAACAAAACAAUCUUCCUCCUUUCAUGAUAAGCUUCAAGAAGAGAUCGUUUUCAAGGAUAAUUCAGGGAAGAAAGAAACUUUGAAGCUUACAACCAGUUCGAAAGAAGAAAAGCUUAGUGAAAAUCUAUCUCCUCUUGCGAAAAUUGAUAAUAUUGAUAUCGAAAAGACGCAAGAGUCAUCGAAAAAGGCUGAGGCUGAAAUUAAAUUUGGUUCUAAAGUUUCGAAUGAUUCAAUCGACGAAGCUCAAAUACACGAAAAACUCGUAGACGAAAUGCAUACUGAUAACCUGGAAUAUGAGCAACCGUCUUUGACGGGGAAGGCUCUGAUUAUAGAGAAAACGGUUACGACCGUAACAACCACCACCAGCGUUCCAGGAUUGGUAAAAGUCAAGCCAUCCAAUGUUAAAUCUGUCAAGUCGGUAGAGAUCAUAGAAAACAUACCCCUUCCCAAAAUCGUAAGUUCCAAAGUUACCGAGUUGAUCACUUUGCGUCCUGAAACCGUUGAGGCUAGUCUUACUACUACUUAUGCUAGGGUACCGAAUGAUUCUCUCGCUAGUAGUUAUUCGGUGCAAUCGGAUCAGGCAGCGAUUUCUCAGGAAGUAGGCUCAACUUCCGCGAUUUCUACCGAGAACAUCGUGAUAUCCGACGAAUCCGCUCUGUUCGGUAGCGUGAAAGAUAGGAGAAGGGUUUGUUCGAACAUUUCAGAGAGUCGCGAUGUGUCAAGAAAGUACCCAUCGAUAAUUACUGCACCCGAAAGGGGAGAACAUAUUGCUCAAUUAGAUAACACGGAAGGUUUGGGAGAUCAAUUAGAAGUUCCUAAAGAGAAAUGCGAAAAUGAUAACAUAGAGAAAGACAACGCUAUUACGACAACGACGUUAGGAAUUGUAACCGUUGACACUAUUUCACAAAAUGACAAUAUUCUAGAAAAUCAGAGUAUUGAUAGUUCAGUUAAAAAUGAUAAUACUGUAGUAAGUGAUGAAACUAGUCAAGUUGACGCACAUAUUUUUUCAAUGAAGGAGAAGGAUAAAUGUAUAAAUGGAAAUAAAGUCAGUAGUGUCGAUACAAUAGAGAAGAAUCAGGAAAAAGUGGCGGAUGAAAAAGUAGAGUUUGUGAUAAAGCGUGAAAGCGAAUGCCUAAUUAACGAAGGAAUAUUCGAAAGCAUAAAAAUAAAGAAGGAAAUAGUGCCUGAAUAUUUAUUAGAUCUUAUUAAACCUUAUGCCAUGGACCGCCAUGCUUACAAUAAUGCAGAAAGUAAUUUUUACCGUUAUUUCAAAGUCGUCAAAGUAGUAAAAGAACCACAACUACCUGCUAUUUCGACAAGAUCGGAGAGUGUAGAAAGAAUUAUACAAGAAUCGAUAAUGAAACCUAUUAAAUCGGCGAGUCAAGAAAUGUGUGAAGUAGAUAACAGAAGACAUGCUCUUAUGACAGAGGCGCCAAAGUAUCCGAUCAUGAGUUUUAACAAAUUUGAAUCGGAUUGGGUUAAAACGAAAUUUAUCCCUGAAAAAUCAGUAUCUGUCUCGUCUGAUAAUUCUGAAACAUCUACAAAAACUGCGAUGGAAAAAGAGAAACAAAUUAUUGAAGGAAAAGAAACAAUAAAUGUAGCGUCUGAUUUUGCAGAAGAUAAUACUGCGAUUAAUACAGAUAAGAAACUUAAAACAAUUGAAACAGAUGAUAGUGAAAAUAAAGAUGAGAAAUGCGAUUUACAGCAAUCUGUACGCUUAGUUUCCGAUGAUUCGUGGAUGUAUAUUUUAGAUGAACCAAUGAUAAUUGAGGAUAAUCUUGACGAUUCAAUUAAUUCAGAAGAAAACGCAAUUGAUGAAACCGUAAAUAAAGAACUGAUAAAUGUCGAAAGCCAGGGUCAAAUAGAUGGAGUACAGGUAAAAAAAGAUUUAUUAAGCGCCAGUUUUGAAGUUUUAGAAGUUCCAUUGUGCACAAAAUCAGUUGAAGAAAAUCAGGAACCGGCUACGUUAGUUAGCACAUCUGUUAACAUGCCAUUUACUGAUAUAACAAAUUUAGUUAAUACUACGAGUGAUUCAAUAUCACAAAUAAUUACUGAAUUAAAUUAUGUCAUCGUUGAAUUACCUACGAAAGAAAUCGAUGACAAUCAGUCAACAGAUACUGAACCAAUAACAGAUGUAAAUAUUGCAGACAAAACUGUUAUGAAAAAUGAUGUUGAAAUCGAGCAAGAAACUAAAGCAAGGCCAGAAAAAAUACCAUCUGUACACUUAGAAUCUGAUGAUGCUUGGAUGGCUCUUCUUGAGGAACAAAUUAUAAUUGAUGAUUUUGAUGAGCUGGAAACAGAAAAAGAGGAUGAAAAAAUAGAAGGAACGAUUGAAAGGAAAGAAGCUGAACAACAAAUCGGUGAAAAAGAAAACGAAAAAAAUGAAUCAGUAAUUGAAAAACACGAAAAUAAAGUUGAACAGAAAGAACCGAUUAUUGAACAACAAAAUGAACAAAUUGAAAAAGAAAUGACAACGGCAGGAGAAAAAAUUGAAACGGAAGAAUUGAAGACUGAAGCUCUAAAUAAUACAUCUCUAGCCAAAAUUGCUAUAAAAGAUGAAUAUCAUACUAUCAUAAAAGAUAUUCAAAAUGAAACUUUGACAGAUGAAAAACAAAGCGACAGAACGAAAAAUCAAUCGAAGAAAAAGAAAGAAUCGAAACAUGAUAAAAUCAUGAAAACUAAAGCGAAAACUAAAAGUUUAAAAAAACAAAGUGACAUAACAGAGAUUAAAACAAACAUUGUUGGAGAUGAUUUGCCAUUAUUACAAAGUAAUUUAGAAGAACAUAAAAAAUUGGAAAACAAAAGUGAUUUAAAAAUAAAAGAAGCAGAAGAAUCUUUGAGAGCGGAUGAACAACAGAGUGCAUUGCAUAAAGAUAAUUUAAAAUCAAAACUGUUAGACGAAUCAGUAUCGAAAUCAAAAUCGCAAGAUACGAUUGAUGAAGAAUAUGAGAAGCCAUUAUCAAAACAUGAAGAACGCAAAUCGAAAUCUGACAAGAAAUCCAAAAAACAAAACAAAAAAUCUGAGAAUACUUUAAAAGAGAAAUCAGCAAGAGUAAAACGUGAAGAUAACAUAAAGAAAGAUGACAAUAUUGAACUUUCUAAAGCAACAGAAAGCGAAUCUGAAAUAUCAUCAAUUGUGCAAAAACAACAGGAAUCAAAAGAUGACGUUAAAUACGACACUCGAUUGAAUCCGAACGCCAAAUCAUGGGCAGCCAUUGUUGGUACAAGAGGUACAAUGGAAACAACAGUCGUUUCAAAAGAUGAAUCUUUGAAUACUCAAACACCCGUUGUUAUUCCUCAAGAUACAAGCGACAGUGUUACGAAUGUGAAUCAACCGCAAGUAUCGAGUGUGCAUGAUUCAUGUGAAAUACCUUCAAAAGCAGAAACGCCUACGGCGCAUUCGCCGUCAUUAGAAAGUCAAAUUAGCAAAAUCGAGGAAUUAAAGACAACAAUGACAGACGAAACUGUCAAACCGAUAACAGAAAAAUCCAAUGUACCGUUGAAACAGCUUAAAGAGAGUAACAAAUCUUACGCGGAAGUCACAGCGUCUUCUCAAAGAAUUUCUCCUCAGACUUCUCAAGAAGAAACGUGUUCGAUUAAACCUGUUCCACUAAAGAAUGACCAUUUAACGGUUGAUGUAAAAAUGUCGAUUUCAGACGAAGUACACGAAGAUGUUGGUACAGAGAAGUCGCACAGUCCAAUAGAGGAGGAUAAUAAACAAGAUGAAAUGGUAGUGCAGCAAUCUUCUGACCACCAAACGGUUGAUCCAAACCUUGUUUCUCAAGAAGAAUUAAUUCCAUGGGUAGAAGAAGUGGAAAAAGAAACAUUGGUCGCUUCAACCAUCUCUGUUAAUUCUAACAAUAUGAAAGAAAAUGAAACAUAUGCAAAAGCGGAAAACACAUGGGCUGCAAUAGUUGGUAAAAAAUCUGCAGAAACGGCGGAAGUUAAUGAUAUUAUUAAUCCCGAGUUAAAUCUUUCUAAAUCGGAACAGGUUCCAACGCAAGUUCAAAUUUAUGUGGAGGAGGCUCCUAAACAGGAACCUAUAGAGAAUUUAGUUCAAGUGGACGAACAAGGUUUUAUAGAAUUCGUUAAUCGAAAGGAGUUACGGUCCAGACGUUCUAGAUCGCGCUCAAGAAGUGCUAGGCGAGAUUACAAACACGCGAUUGCAGAAACGUCAAAUUCGGUUAGCAAUGAGGAAAUUAAAACACCAGAUGUAAAAUCUGAAAGUGGUAAAGAUGUUAAAGUCAAGGAGGAUAUUGAACAAGCUGUACAGAAACAUGAUGAACAGAAAACGGUUGACAAGAGUGACGAAUUGGCACAGGUUAUUAAAGAAGAAAAUGUCAAACCAUCUAAAAAGGCACAUACUUCUAAAAGCAUCGAUAAAGACAAGCAGAAAAAUGAUUUGAGUGAAGAAAGAAGUAAAAGCAAGCUUGCGGAUGAUGAUAAGAGCAAUAUUAUUCAAGGAACAAAACCCGUGUCAGACGGAACGUUUAAAAAUAAAAAGAAUAAGUCGAAGAAUAAAUCCGGUAAAGAUCCUGUAAAACAACAGAUUGAAGUCAAAGAACAAAAUAUAAAAGAUAUAAGGCAAACCGAAAAAUCAAAAGAGGAUAAAAAAUCUGCAAAUGAAAAUGAAACAGAAUGUAAUGGGAUUCAAUCAGCAAAUAUUAAAAAUCAGUCAGUAAAAGAAACACAGUUAAGUAAAGAUACAGAACAUGCUCUAGAGGAUAAAUGCAAAGAUGUGAAAACACUUCCGGUUAUGGAACAAGCCAGUGCUACUAAAUCUAAAAAGAAGAAAAAUAAAAUAGGAAAACUCGCGAAUGAACAAAUGAGUAAAAACGUUUCUGACAUAGACAAAAAGAUAGCUGGAGAUUUGAAAACAGAAUCCUCAGUGGAGUCAAAAAUAGAUGAUAAAGUACAAAUAAAACUCGAGGAAGUAAUUAUUACAGAUACAUUAUGUAAUGUACCUAUACAUGCUGAAAAUGAAGAAAAUCCAAUAGAAAAUAUUAAACAGGACAUAACUGGUGAAAUUACAGAACAAGAAAAUAUUGAACGAAAGACUACAGUUAACGAAUCAGAAGAUGCAAAGACAUGUAAAGAAUCUCAUUUAGAAAAGGUGGAAGAAAAUGUAGUGGAAGAAAAAGAAAUUCCUAAACUCACAAAAGCGGAAAAACGAAAACAGAAGAAAAAAACAAAAAUAAUCCAAAACAAAUCCACUGAUUUAUCGGAUGAUAUAAAUGUCGUUAAAAAUAUAGAAAUUGAAGAAACGAUUAAAGUAACAGAAGGAAUAAUUCCAAAUACAGCAGCAUCAAAAGACGAUAAAAUAGACAAUGAAUUGAUAACUGAAACACAGUCUGUACAAAUAAAAGAAAUUGAGCAGUCUUCGGAAAAAUCUGAGGUUGAAAAUAAAACCCCACUCUCGCAAAUAACUUCGAUCAAAGACAAACAGAAAGUUAAAAGCAAAUCCAAAUCAAAGAAAGAAAAACGACAAAAAGAUGAUGAACCUAACGCUCAAAAUUUGACAACGACACUUACUGACUCUAAGGAAAUCGAAACGGUAUCCGCUGCAGAAAACAAUGAGACCAUAAAUUUGUCUAAAGACAUAGUAGAACGCGAUAUUAUGCAGAAAGAAAAUGUCAAAGAUCAGGUAUUAGAUAACGAAGUGACUGAAAUUUCACAGUCUCCAAAAGACAUAAUUGACGAGAACGAUUUCUCUGUUGCCUCUGAAAUAAUUAAGCAAGAAGAUGUUAUAGAAUCCAAAGAAAAUGUCUCUGAAACCGAAGCACCCGUUAGUAACAUUACUUUGACAGAAAAAAUUGAGUUACCUCAAAGAGAGGCGUCGCAUCAUGACCCUGAUGACACUUUGAAACUGAACGAUACUACAAUUACCAAUGAUAUCACAAAGGUCGAGUCGGUGGAGGUAUUAGAUAAAACAGAUAAAUCUAUUGAUGAAAUAAAAAUGGACACGUCCAUUCCAAUUAAUAACGUCUGCGUACAAGAAGAGCCACCGUGUGCCACUACCAAUGCGAUUAUAAAACAUUCUCCACCGUUAGGCAAUGAUAUCACAAAGGUCGAGUCGGUGGAGGUAUCAGAUAAAACAGAUAAUUCUAUUGAUGAAAUAAAAAUGGACACGUCCAUUCCAAUUAAUAACGUCUGCGUACAAGAAGAGCCACCGUGUGCCACUACCAAUGCGAUUAUAAAACAUUCUCCACCGUCAGACAAAUUGUCCUCCACCGUGCAACAAUCCUUCGAUGACGAAGACAAAUUGAAGCGCGUCGCAAGUAUCGAACAAGACAAUGACGUUUCGGUCGAGCCGUCUAAACCCAAAGUACAAUUCUAUAUAGCAGACGAGAUCUUAGUUCUAAGUCCCGAACGGCGGAAGUGCGUUCCGUCCCUCCUGCAGGAACAGCCUGCAGCCGACUUGUGCAGCUCACGUUUCCUGUCCAUCGACGAUGGCUUUUGGCCCGACAAACGACUCUAUCACGAAGCCGAGCGUGAUCAUUUCGAGAGUCUAGCCUUAUACAAGAGUCUCUCGGACGACAGUAAACGUGAUUCCGAUGAUCGUCAUCGCCCCCGCGAUCACGACGAUGACAAUUCGGGUGGCGGUGGUAGCGGCGGUGGCAGUAGGUCACGGGAUUCUUGUGGAAAUUCGCGUUCCCUUCUGGGCGCACCCCAGACGGAGCGUAUGGUAGCCGAUCUACCUGGUGGCAUGUGUAGCUGGAGCGAUUAUAGCACGUACCUAUCGAGCGAGAGCGAGCGGACGAUGGAUCAUAGUCUCCCACUCGGAACGAACGAGGUUCCAACAUUCGAUUCGGGUUUAUCUUUGGAUGACUCGUUGCCGAGCGAUGUCCAGUCAUCAUCUCCCGUGUCGUCCCCUCCCUCCCAUGACCCGCAGACCGAGUCGCGUGUGGAGUCUCUCGCAGAUGCCGAAAUAACUCUAAAGGAAUGCCCUACUGACUCUUCUUCGAGUAACUUCCAAAGUCCCGAUCAUCCUAGCACUUGCACCACGUCGUCGACCUUUGCCCAUCUUCGUCCACAAUCCAAACUGCAUUUAGGUGAGGAGAAGAGGGAGGGAUCCGUGCAACGGUGCAGCCCGAACGGGGAGGUGGAGAGAGAAACGACUAAAGGCGAGGCUGAAAGAAGGAUACGCAGGAUCCAGGAUGUCGAAGAAGGCCUCGCUUCUCUACAAGCAAGACUUUCAAAUCUCGAAAAAACGAUGGCUUACUUGCCCCGAGACAGCAUAGAAUCUAUGCUUUCAUCUCUUAUGGCUGUAUUGACGGAACUUCGGACUUACGACGAAGAAGCUACACAACUUCAAAAACAAUUACAUGAAAUUCCUGCCGACAUUGAGUCACAAAAGCUCUUAGUUGCUUUAACGGGAAUUCAUACGCACGUUACUUCUCUUCUCGAUCAAGCAGAACAAGGAAAAGUGACCCUCGAACAGGCACGAGCCAGCCGAGAGAAGCGCAGUCAAGAAAUUCAUACUUAUAAAUUAUUCCUCGAGGAGACAGAUGCUUGGCUAAGAAACGUCGCGUCAAAAUUAUCUGAGCAACAUUCAUUUAAUACCAACAAGGCUUUGCAGAAAGAAUUAACGAGUCGCGUACAACAAGUCUCAGAACUCGAACCGUUGCCAGAAGUUAGUGCGCUAGCGAUAGCGCUAAAGGAAGCUCUCUUGGACGUAAUUAAUCGUCUUCAACGAAAGCAGCAGGAGAUAUGUGAUGAGGAAGCUCAGGCUGACGACGAAUCGACAGAGAGAGACAAUGCUACUCUGGAUGAGGCACCCUCAAUUCAUUCCUCAGUAGAAGGCAGUUCGCCGUCUUUGGCUGAUGUUUCCUUACAGACAGGUCAAAGUUUAUUAAUCGACGACGUUGUCGAGAGAAAGGCACAACUUACAAAACAGACAUCUACAACGCAAAUGCCGUCGUCAAUCACGUGCCACUCUCUCACGACACAAACGUCGCAAGAACUAUUACCAAGCGAGAGUGCUCAAACGCAGGAAGCCAUAAAGGUUCUAAAGACUACAACGGAUGAUCACGAUGUAAUCGAGAUAGCUACGAAGUACAUACCAUCUAGUUCUAGUCAAGAGAUAGCGCGGGACCAACAAUCCAGCAUUCUGCCCAGUGAAGACAUCAUUGUUGAUAUGAAGUACCAAGAUGCAAAGAAGACCGACAGCGCGACGAGUGAGCUGAACAUUGUCCACGUCGCGCCGCAGUCUUUCGAGACGGUCCUAGUCGAACCAGAUGACGUCACCACCGAAGUGGUCGUCGAUGCCGACGGCACGAAGAGGAUUAUCGUAAGGAAAUUACGACGUACCACAGUCACGAGCAGGCAAACCACACAACAACGUGUAUCCACUUUGUCGACGGCGCUCGGAGACGGACCGCCGAUGAUGCAAGCUUUCUCGGAGGCUGCGAUGAGAGAUCAACAGGUCACUAUGACCAGGACAAGACCGGAUGGCACCAUCGAGACCACGACAAGGCAGAUUUAUGGCGGCAAAGUCACUACGGGCGCACCCGCUGAAGGUAUCAGUGUGGAGGAAUAUGAAUCCGAACCUUGUUACACACGCAUGGUGACGCAAGGUCAGAUAGGAGAUAUUAGCUACCAGCCAAUCGAGGAGGAAAUACUGAUGGAGGGCGGUGAAUAUCAAACGAAGACGUCAAGCGUUCAUGCUGUGGUACAACAAGUUACGAGGCGAGUGAUCAAGCGAACGCGCAAAAUCAUUCGAAAAGUUACUAUCGUAGAUGGCAAGGAGACCAUUACCGAAGAGGUAAUUGAAGAGCCUGAAGAAGUAGAGAUAGAUGAGCAAGAUAUACCGCACAUCAGUAUCAACGUAGUUAAGAACGAGGAUCAAAAGACCAUAAUCCCGGCGGAACAGACAAUUGAGCAGCGGGAAGCGACAAUACCAAUGAAAUCUUAUGCCUCCCAAACUUCGAUGCAAGGACCAUUCUUUGGGCCAUUUGCUAAAGAUAUAACGAACGCAUAUCAAGAUAAAGCAAAGGAGAUCACAAAAACUUCGAUUGUCGAAAAGAAUAACGUCAUGGAAACUAAAACAUUAGAUAUUGAAGACUGUAAAAAGGAAACUGCAUUAUUAGAAGAACCCGGUGCUACAGUGCUUACUUUUUCGAAAGAACGCGUAUCACAAGAAGAAAAUUUGGCUAGUAUUCAAGCUGAUAAAGGUACUUCUACUGUACAAAGUGAAGAAAAUGUAGUACGAAAAGAAAUUAAAUUGCAAACGGUAGAUAAACAAGAAUAUGAGCAUUUCCCUACUAAGGUAAAUGGCAUAGGUAUACUUGCAGUCGAUAAUCAAGCAUUGAUUGAUGCUGAACGAUCUGCCGUUUUACAGACUCCCGUCGAAGAUGUUUAUGUUACAACGGUACAAUCGGAAUCUGUAAAAUCUCCAUUAGAGCUGGCCGUAACAGAUGAUGAACCGGUGGUCACCAAGGCUACUUGUAAGUCUGACGAUGCACCAAUAAAGAGCGAAACACUCAGUAUUGAGCUAGAAAAUGGCACGGUAGAAGUAGAGACGCACCAUGGUGGUAGCAGCACUGUAGAAGCUAAUAAAGAUAUCAUUGUAUCAAAUAUUGUUGUGUUAGAGGAAGAGCACGGAGAAGAAGAACCAGAAAGAAACACAUUGCUCGAAUCGUUCAAGGAAGUUACCACGUUAACAUCACUUCAAAAAUCAGAGUCUGGAUCGAUUGUUUUAACGAGUAAUUUAGACAUUUCCGAACCUGAAAACGCGGAUAAAACUACUACUAGAUUUAAAAAUGUAGAAAUAUUUUCCAGAGAACAAAUGUCAUCAGAAUUGUUCACAAGUGAAGAUAAAGACAAUUCUAAAGAUGAAGCACUCAAAUCAGAGUACAAACCAAUGUUCCAGAAAGUUGAAAUAUCUUUGUCAGUGCGUAAAGAAGACAAGGAAGUGGAGCCAUUUGUCUCUAUCAAAACUCAAGCAGAACGGCCCGAAAUUGCCCCGUAUAGUAUUGUUAAAGAAGAUGUAGAUAUUAGUCUACCAGCGGACAAGGAAACAACGGAAGUGAUACACGAUAAAAUUGUGCAAACCACCGCCUUUCUCACAGCUGACAAAGAAACGGAAACUUUACAAUUAUGUACCGCAGAAAAAGAAGUUGAUGUUCACAUCAAAUCGCCAGAAAAAAGUAAAUCCGAUACAAGUCACAAAAGUAGGAAAAAGAAACGGCAUAAAGAUAAAUCAGAGUCGUUGGAAAAGCCUGUAGAAACAGAAUCCAGUACUUCCGUUACUACAUCUAUUGCUGAAUCUAUGGAAAUUAAUAUUCCGUUAUCUGAUUCGUCUAAACAUGCUAGUGAGCAGCCGCAGCCGGAUGUUGCAGAGAUUAUUACGUCCAUCACCGAAUCUUCUUUAAGUUUAGACGACGAUGUGGCAAAGAAUGAAUAUCAACCGGAUGAUAAAACUAUGGAUGAAUUGUCAAUUGCGCCAGAAGAUGAAGAUGGUAUAAAAAAGAAAAGAAAAAAGAAAAAGAAGCAGAAGGUUCGACUUCGAGGUGAAGAUUUGACACACAUGCCUAAGACUAGCAGUGAUGAUGCGGCAUUCACGGAUAGCCUUCCAUUAGAUAUUUUAAGAACAAAAGAGGUGGUUGCAGAGAAUGAAACAAAAGAAGAUAUCAUAACAGAAAAAGAUGAUAAAAUAACGGAAGAGGAAAAGAUAAAAGAAAAAGAGGUAACAAAACCAGAGGAUAAGGCAAAAGAAACUGAAAUUGAAAUAAUACAACAGGAAAGUAAACGUAAAGGUGUGUUAGGUGACGCAAAUACUCAAACGGCUAUAGAAACAUGUGAUGUAUCCACUUCACUCACUCCAAAAGCAGAGGAGGAAAGUCUUUCUACGUUUAUGCAAACUUCUCCUGAACCGAUACCGCUUACUUUAGAAGAAGAGGUACAAACAGCUAAAACUGAAGAGAUACAUAUUGAAACGCAAACGUUUUUAGAACCCGGUCUUGACUUUAGCACGCAGACUGUUGCAGAAGAAAUUCCGGAAGUUGAAGAUUCAGGUGUGCAAACUAUGACACCUACGACGACGCCAAUGGAAGAGUUCGCUGUUCAAACUAGUCCAAUAGAGGAUACCACUUCCGUUAUUGCAGUGGAAACGGAAGAUUCUCAAGCACAAACGACUGGAAUUGAUGUUUACUCUACGGAAAUGCAAACUUCACCAGUUGAAUUAUCUCAAAUGAUAGUAACUGAAACUCAAACAACAAUAAAUACAGUGAUGGAAGUUGAACAACAGACUACCCCACCACCCGUGGCAGAAAAAGUUAUAGUGCACGAAACAUCUAUUCAAACGACUGGGGGGAUGUCAGAAUCUCUCGAUAAAGACAUGCAAACAAGUGCUCCGAUUACUCCAGAACCAGACGUAUUGCAUACAGAUACACAAACAAUCACACCGUUAGAAGUUCCUGCUGAAGCAAAAGAAACACAAACGACACCUAAAGAGAGUCCUCGAAAGGUGGAGUUGCAGGAAUCUGAAAUGCAAACAAAAUCGCCCGAACCUACCAAAGAGAUUACGAUGCAAACGAGUCCAACUAUUGAUCUAGAACCUAUCCAAAUGAGCGAAAAAUCUGCUCAAACAAUCGAAGAAAUAAAACAGACUACUGAGGGACAAUCACAAACGUCACAGACUAGUCCGAAGAAAACUGUAACCUUUGACAGUUCAGUGCAGAUCAAGGCAGAAGAAUUGAUACCGCAAAUCGAAGAGAGUAUACAAAAUAUUCCCGAAGUAUGUGAAGUCAGCGCACAAACAUCACCAAAAGAAGAGAAACAUCCAGUUGAGAUGACGUCAGUAUCUCAACAGACAACACAUGUUCCAACUCAAAUUGUUAAGUUGUCUGAGGAAGAUUUUAAGAUAGGAAUAGUUGAAAAGGAAGACCUACACAAAAUGUCCGUUCCAGUGGAAACAGCUAUAUUAAAAGAGACGAAGAAAGAAGAGAAAGUAACGUCUAUAGAUUUAGUAAAAACUCCAGCAGCACCUGAUGUACAAGUACCAGAAAUUAUGAAACAUUUAGAAGAGGUAAGAGAAAAGGAAAUUGUAAAUAAGCUGAUACCAGAGAUUCCUACAACGGUUCCUGAAAAUAUCGAACAGAUGGAAACAUCCAUCGAAAAUAAAACGAAAGACAUACGUCUUGAAAUAUCUAUGAUGGAAGAUCGUCCAAAACUAUUAGAGACUAUUGCAAAGACAAAAGAAUCGGCACCAUCUUUCAUAUCAGAAAAAGAUACUACUUCGGAUACGUCAUUUGAAAUUCACGUUCAGGCGACUAUAGAACUAUCUGCCAGUGACACACUCGAUAGUGUUGCAUCUGGUAGCAAAGAAACGACCGAUACUUCGCAAGAUACUACAAUUGCAGAAGAUCUUAAUAAUGACACAGGUGUCACGGAGCAGGACAAUAAAGCGGGAAAACGGCAAAAAAGAAAGAGAAAGCAUAAGACUAUGGAGAUUAUUCUACCGAGUAAAGACAAGCCAGAGUUUAAAUCCGUAUCUGGGCAAUCCAUAGAAUCCCAAGAUACUGACAUGAAACAAUCUUACUGCGAUGUUGUUAAACAGCAUACAAACAUUCCCGAAGAAGGCAUUCGGGAAACACUCUUAAAUAUUUCAACUACCUCGGAAGCAGUAUCUGUAUCGACGAGCGAUCAAUUUGCGAUUGACUCGACGAGUCACAACAUUCCAGAACCAACAGUACCUGAAGUAGCAACAGUACGAAAGCCAUUUGUGCUUAAUAAAGCAACGGUGGAACCAUUAUUGAUGUCGGAUCAGCAAAAACUGUCCGGAAUCACAUCUACGCAAUCGUCGCCCGAGCCAAUGGACACCACUGAAGAACCAUUGACGCCCAUAGAAAUCGAACAACCUAUUCUGAGUAAGGAAUAUAUUCAACCAUUCCGGACGGAGAUCAAAACGUAUGCCGAAGCAAUAUCAGAAGAAACACCUGCUGUAUCAUCCGAAACAUAUGAAAAGAAAGAAGCGCAAUUGUGGAAAGAACCUGUCACUAAAGUGUCGUCUCCUCAAGCCUCAUCCGCGACUUUUCUUCUGAAGGAAUCUUUAGGAUAUAGCGCCAAACCGCAACAUCAAGGAAUGCAAACGAUGCAAGCUGCUAAAAUAAUAACUGACCGGGUGAAGAAUCUGCAGAAUAGCAACGAAUCGAGUCAUUUAGGUAACAUUUUGCAUAUCGCACAUCUGGAAGAAGUUACCACGGAGAGACUCGCGGAAGAACGUUCAUCGGAUGUUCGCCGGGAACUGUCGCAACUAAGAAAUGCUGUUCAAGAGAACGAUGUGAUAGUUGUCGAGGAAACUCUCGUUACCGUCGUCGAAACGAUUUCGACUUGGCUGGAAACCAUUGAAUACCGAAUCUUUCUGAACAGAGAAUGUCCAACUGGGCCUUCUCACGACGACACUAGAACGUUCGUUGAAUUAAAAGAUGAGGUGAAUCACGUAGAAGAGAGUAUCCGCGAGCUCGAUAACAUUUGGAAGCAAUUGGAGCCGAAAUAUCCGAAAGAGGAACGAGAGAAGCUACGAGAAUGUGUGGAUGCCCUCGAGAGUCAGGUGAAGAUUAUCGGGGAUGUUGCUACCGAUGAAGAGAAACUCACUAAUAGACAACUCGCAAAAUGGGAUGAAUUUCUAAAUGGCAUUAAUAACGUGUACAGAUUAAUCGAAGAGCAACGUAAACAGCUCGAUCACAUAAUCGAAAGCGAGUAUUCGACACAAUGGAAGUUACAAGAGCUCGAUAAAUUGGAGAACACAAAUCGCUGUCACAUGUGGAAGACAAGUAGGCUUCUCGACGCCGCUCGCGAAUUAUUGCGCGAUCAUCCUGGCAAGAUUAUACCCGAAGAAACCUACGCCGCGCACGAGAUGACGAAAAUCAUUGAACAUGGUAUAUGUAUCGAACGGGAGCGUCUCCUCCAGUUGCUCGCUUUAGCCGAAGAAUACGAACAAACUCUACAGGAAUUUGCACAAAUUAUCGAAAUUGCUGAAAAUUUGCUGGACAGUCCGAUAUCCGCGGUAAGUCUGGAACAUCUUCAGGAGGAGAUGCAAAAGCACAGAAAGUUUUUCGUCAAUCUGAACCACUGCCGUGCGAUUCUCGAGUCGCUGGAAGGCAAUCUGGACUCUGAGACCAGAGCUAAACACUCCGGUUUGCACGAGGAACUGCACAGCAAGGCGACGGCGUUGCUCGAUCAGGCAGCAUCACGAGCGCAACAAAUGGCCUUGGCCGCAUCACGAUGGACGCUGCUCGAACAGAGCGUAAAGGAAGAAAGGGGAUGGCUCCAGGUCGCGCAUCAACGAGUUCCUGAUCUUCAAACGGUGACUUCGAUCGACUAUGAUCAAUACAUCUCCUUAUAUCAAUCUCUAUCAUCGGAUGUGGCGACUCAUCAUGCACGAAUAAUUCAACUUCUCAGCAUGGCAUGUAGCCUCCGUGAUCUCAUCAAUAUCGAAGAUCCUGAAGACCGAUACGGCGAAGCCUUAGAGGUGAUCGUGAAGCUACAAGAUAAUAUCGAAUCCUCUCUGAAAAGACUGCUAGCCUUUAAGGAGAGUUGGAACAAUCAGGAAAUGUUAAUCAAUCGCGUAGAACAUUGGAUGACAAUAACCGAAAAGGAACUCGCCACAUUGAGGGAUCCGUCAGGAAGUUCUAUGCGUCAAUUCUGGGAAUUGAAAGCGCAAUAUGAGGUUCACAACAAUAUGCGUAACGAAGCGGACAACUACUUUGAGCAAGCUCUGCGAAUCAUACCUUUAUCGGACGAAAUGCUGCAACGACAAUUUCACUACGAUUUGCAGGAUCGUUGGAAUGAGGUCGGGUAUAAGAUCAAUGAGAUUCAAAAAGAAGUCACUCGCAGCAUAUCCUCAGAUGAGAUCUCGUCGAACGAGAAACUGAAAUUACUCGAGAGGGAACUGAAUGAAUUACGAACGACCAUCAACAGUUUUCACGGGGUGCUGAAGACAGAGGAGGAGCUCGACUUGUACGUGGAGAGACUCACCAUACUGUUCGAAAGAAUCACCUUGAUCCAGAAUGAGAUAAGCAGAUUAGGUCUUUUACCGGCGGCAGAGAGCGAAAGAGUUGGAAUUUUAUUGUCAUCGGCGCGCUGCAUAGAGGGUCAGAUAAGCGAAGAGCUGGACUCAGCGCAGCUGCUCCGAGAAAAGAUUCAGGCCCUACAGCGCGGACUAAGUCGCUUCCGAAAGGCCCACAAAAGACUGUCGGCGACGUUGGAUCAGUGUGAGGGCAGCGAGAGGCAAGAAAGCGACCUGGUGGCCGCGGCUGUGGACCGUUGUCGAUCCGUCGCGAACGAACUGGCCGUUCUCUGGCAAGACCUAAUGGCGCUAAGGCAGAUGCUGCACAAUCUGCCGACCGGCAUGAGAGUGACGGUGUCGCCGGUGAGCAUAGAACGAGACCUAUCCAGUAUACAAGACGUACACUCCGAACUCGAAUCCAGAUGCGCGCAUCUGCUCUCGUUGCUGACCAAUAGACUGGAGUUGUGGCGGCGAUUCGAGAGACAGCUGGAAAUGGUGCAGCAAUCCGUUCAGGAGGCGGAUUACAUGAUGGAACUGUUGACCGUCCAGGACUCCGUCGACUACGAUAGACUGCUGAAGGCCACGGAACGCCUCGAGGGUCUAAACGGCGAUUUGGGUGCUCGAGAAGUUCUCAUUGGCGAAUUACGUGCCGCUGCCGAGCCUCUGCGGGAGAGCUGCGCUGCAGAGGUCCGCGAGAGGGUCGACGCUGCAGUAAAUGAGGCCGUACAGGCUUGGGAGGAUACGAGGGCCGAAUUGGAUGCCCUAUGCACCCGAUAUCAACACGCGUGCAGACUCUGGCAGCAAUACAGAGACUCGAGCGCCGCGGUGAAGGCCUGGGUAGACACUCAAAUGAACAGUGUGGUAAAUUUGCCACCGGAGGAAGCAGGCAAGCAAGUUAAGGUUUGCGAGGAGACACUGGCGGAGCACAAAGAAAGACUGGCAGAAUUGCGCGGUCUGGUGGCACAGAUCGCAUCGGACGUAGGUUUGGACGCCGGUGGACCGCUGCACUGCGAAGUUGAGGCGCUAGGUCAACGACUUGAAGAUGUUCGAGAAACCUUGUCGACCCUCGCGGACACGGUGGAUGCCCGUGUCCUCAACCAGGAACUCGCCCGUGGUGAUCUAUGCCAGACGAAAAAUUUCCUGGAUUCGGUCCAACAGAGUUUAACGGCGGUGGAUCAGGGCGAGUCUAACGAACAGCUGACGGUGCUGCGAAAUCAUCUGCUCGCGUUAACGCGAACCGAGCCGCAGCUUCAGUCGAUCAAGGAUCGCGCGUUAGACGUUUCCGUGCAAGAGCCCUCGGUGGUCGAGGUAGUCCAGCUAUGGCAGCGCGUGUUCCAAGAGACCUUCCAGCAGUAUCACCGCCUGUCGACACGGCUGGUCCGCUCGCAGGACGUGAUCGCCGCGCUGAAGCUCUGGGAGGAAUAUCUAACGCACGUGCAAGACUUUCUGUCGAGCGGUAUGCCGGGCGAUUACAACGGUCUGUCGGAGCACCGGAAUCUCUGCGAGGUCCAUCGGAAACUCCUGCCCGAGCAGCAGAAGCUCAUACUGACGGUGCGACAGGGGGAGGAUCGUGAUCGAUCGGUCGCCGAACAGUUCAAUGCCUUGACAAAUCUUCACAAUGAGACCCUAGCGAGAAUAUUGGAGCGGCACGCAACGGUGCGUGACCGGAUAUCGGCCUGGGACAGAUACAGAUUGGACCAGGGGAAGCUGCUGACGUGGUUGAAGGAGGUCGAGAGGGAGCGGCAGCGCAUGCACCUGCAGUUCAUCCAUCUGAGACGGCUCGACAAAAUUCUACAGAGGAUUCAGGGGCUGCUGGACAAGAUGCCGGUCGGCGAGUCUCAAGUGGAGUCCCUUCAGGAGCAGCAGGAAUACUUGCUGACCAAUUGCGACGAGGCGCUGGCCGUCUCGAUACGCAUGGAGCACGCUGCGAAUGUACAACGGAUAGCGAAUAUGCGAGCCGGUUUGGAAACUUGGAGGGACUUUGUUCAGCGAGUGCGGGGGUUGCAUGAGGAGCACGUCGGCCAGUCCCAAGCGAUCGUCACGACCUUCCAAGAAAUCAGCCAGACGUUGAGCGCGGCCUUCCACGCGGGACCAACGAGUCUGUCCAAAACGAAGGAGCAACUUGAUUCGCUCGAACACCUGAGAACUCGUCUGGCUGACGCGCAACGCAGCCUGGAGUCUCUUGGUAUUGUCACGGAACAAUUGAGGGAAUGCCUGAGCCCGAGCGACAUGAAGACAUUAAACCAACAGGACGCGCUUUUGAGCCAGCAACACGGCGACCUCGAGUAUCAAUUGGCCCUAUUGUCGUAUAGGCUCGGAGAACGCUGUGCUCUUCACGGUCGAUGGGAGAAUAGGUUAAAUAAAUUAUUGUUGUGGAUGGAGGACGCGGCGACUAGAACGCAGGACCAUGACACGAUGGCGCUAGACGAACCUGAAGAGGCAAUGAAGCGACUUGAGUGCGAACUGCAGACGGAGAUGAGCUUGAAACAACGCGAACUCGAAUGGUUACAGAAUACCGGGCAAGAGCUGAUAGAGGUCGCCGAGGAGGCAGAGAAAGCAAAGCUCAAGCAGUCCUUAGACGAAGUCAACGAAAAGUGGAAUCGCCUAAUGGCUGGUGGUAAAGCAAGAGCUAACAAGUUAGGCGAUCUGAUUCAAACUAUGAACUCGUUGCUGAAAAGGAUAACCGAUUUACGAACUUGGUUGACGGGCAUCGAGGGCCAGUUAUCGGAGGUCAUCAUUAUCGAGACCCCGACCCAAAGGAGCAUCGAUAAGAAGCUCGAAGAUCACGACCACCUCAAGACUACUAUUGAGGCUGAAAGCGGCAAUAUCGGCGAGGUGCUAAACUUGUGUGAGAUCCUGUUAAACGAUUGCGAUACGUGGAAAGCCUCGUUCACCACGGACGCGAUAAGGAACGGCAUGGAGAGCGUGGAGAAACGUUGGAAAGCUGUGUGCAUUAAGUCUACCGAGCGCAAGCGGAAAAUCAUGACGAUCUGGAAGCUGCUACAGGAGCUGGACAAAAUCAGAGGCGAGCACGAACCGUGGCUGGCCAAGACGGAGAAAUCCUUGAUGGAGUUGGAGAAGGAUCUUACGGAGAUUUCAAAAGAGGAAUCGGGAAGGAUAGCCGAAAGAGCUAAAUCAAUCGGCAGGGACAUCGAGGCGCAUCAGAAAGCCCUGAAAAUCCUUGAGCAGAUAUUUGGACGUCUGGCCAAGUCUGGAUUAGAUCCCGAUAACUUUAGGUCGCUCACGGCCGACACGCGGGCGAUUAUCGACAGAUGGUUGGCCCUCGAAACGAGAAUCAACGCUAUCAUCUCGAGCAUCCAACGGGAACAGAAGACAUAUCGUGAGUUCGUGUCCACGCACGGUGCCGCGGUAAUGGGUCUAACGCAGGUGGACGUCCGCCUGACGCAAAUGCAGCACCUCGCUACGCCCGAGCAGAGAUCGUCAUUGCGACGAAGGCGUCAACAGUUAAGCGAGCUCGAGGAGGAGCUCGAUACACAAAACGUUACGUUGCGCAAGGCAGACGAGCUGGCGUUGCGAGUCAUGCAGGAGAGCAAUCCGGAUGACGUAGCCGCGAUUCAGGAGCUGGUGGACGAAUACCAGCUCUUGUGGAGGGACAUCAAGGCGCGGGUGACCGCGCUGAAGGCGGAACUGGAGACGCAGGAAAGAUCGGAGGUCGACGAGGCAGUGCAGGUGGAGACUUUGAAAUUUGAACAGGACACCGCGGUUCAAGUGGACACCUUACCGAGACUUGUUAGGAUGACUUCGUGUGACGCGUAUCUGAUUGAACUGGAAGCUGCCUUAAACGAAUGCAACAACGCCCUGAACGCCCUGGAAGCGGCGGUGACACCCGAUCCUGUUUCCGGUCCUGGGCUCAACGCGGCUGCUAAGACUAUCGCCAAACUAAUCGGAAGUUGCCAGUCCUCGAUAGAAUUGGUACGCCAUCUACAUAAUCUGCUCAUGGAAGACGGCAAAUUGAGUUUGGGAGUUGCUAAAAGUAGCGAGGUAACAACAUUAAUAGCUCGAUACGACACACUCAUUGCACUAGCAAGAGCACGUGAACAGCAAAUCAGAGAGCUCAGAUCGCCUGUCACCGAUGCUUACGCUUUUCCAUGUGAUCACGAUAGCGGCAGAUUGACCUGUCCAUUAUGCUCACGUCGUAAUUGGGCGCAACUGGACAACGAUCUCUGGCGUUUGGACAAAUGGUUGGAGUACGCCGAGGGUACGCAGAGUGAGCAGCACUCGCCGCCCAGUGAUAUAGAACAAUUGGAGGACGUGAUUCAGGAUCAUCGCGAGUUUCUGCUGGACCUCGACAGUCACAGGAGCAUUGUGACGAGUUUGAACAUAGUCGGCGCUCAUCUGGCUGAUCAUACCGAGGACACGGAACGCGCGCAAGAGCUUCGCGACCGAUUGACCGUGGCAAAUGGUAGAUGGGAAAAAAUUUGUACAGCCGCCGUGGAAUGGCAAAAUCAGCUGCAGCACGCCCUUAUGACGAAUCGCCAAUUUUAUCGUAUUAUAGAAGAGCUGUUAAGUUGGCUCGAACGUACCGAGAUCAGCAUCAGGGCGAGUGAACCGAUUGACCUGACCGAAUCCACCAAUAUCAUGGAAGCAAAAUAUAAUAAAUUUAGGGAAUUGCGAAGCGAUCUGGAGCGUUGUGAGCCACGAGUAAUAUCGUUACAAGAGGCGACUAAUCAUCUUUUGGACGAACAAACGGAAACCAGAACGCGUUUGCAAGAACUGCGAUUAAGGUUGCAGUCAUUAAGGAGACUCACAGGAAUCUACGCUCUUAAAUUGGGAGCUGCCCUCGGGCUGGACCCGCGGGAUAUCGGUCUCGCAGCUACGUCUACAUCUCUCGCAUCUCUCUCACAUGAUCUGCUCGACGAAGCUGCCUCUGGGACUGAUCAGCCUCACGCCACCGGCACAGAUGGUGACGAAGGAGACCGAACGGUAUUGGCACGUAGUUAUCGCUUCCUAGGACGAGUUCUACGAGUCUCUCUUCCAAUCCAAGCGCUGAUGCUGUUACUACUUGGCGUCGCAUCACUGGUACCAUCUGCAGAAGAAGACUACAGCUGCAUGCUUUCUAAUAACCUCGCGAGGAGCUUCACGCCGAUAGCCUUCUAUCCGAAUGGACCACCACCGGUGUAACAAUGACGAACGGCGAUGUCCUCGUUUCGUCGCGUGUCUUCACUAAUCCGAGUUGAUACACACGAGACGUUGGCGAGCCAAUGUAAAAAAUAAAAUUUCUUCACCUUUGCCCCGCGCGAUUAGCAUUGAAAGCAUAUGAAAUUGUAACUGCCCCGAGUUCACCUCGUCAACGUUUCGCAUCGACUGCAGGCCGCAGUACGCGCGUAUCGCAGAAAUCUUUAUAUAAUAUGCAUAUAUUGUAAUUUUACACACAAUGAAUUUGUACGUAAGUAAUGUAACGGACCAAGCGGUGACUGAGAAUAUGUAGCCGACGAGAACACAUUCUUUAAUUUAUUAUAUUAAUAUAUAUAAUUGUAUAUUUCGCUAUCCCCAGCGCGUGCAAUAUCAUGCUCCCUUCCGCGCGAAGUGUGCACACGAUCAAGUGUCUCGUAAGGGAGGAUCCCCAACUCAAAAAUUUAAAAAAUUAUAAAACUUCAACAAUAUAUAAAAAAUAUCCUGAUAUAUAAUAUUAUUUUGCUGUCCGAAUUUAGUACGAAGAGGUGAAAUCAAUCUCUAAAAGUUUUUGUUUUAUUAUUCACCAACAAAACGAGAUGGAAAACUUUACAGAGAGUGUUUAUUUCUUUUAAUGAGAUUAUUAAUUAGAAAACUCAUCAAAACGUAAAUGUUUGAUACAAUAAAAGAAAAAUAAGUCAAUUUUUACAGAUUGAUUUACGUAAAAGAAAUCGUUACGUAUCAGGAUAUGCUUUGUGUAUUGUCAUCAAAGUUUUAUAAUGUUUUAAAUCUCCGAGUUGGGGAGACCUUCCCUUGUUAAUAUCAUAGUGAAUAAUAUCUUGAUAAUGUAUUUGUUGUAAAAAAGUUGACUGAUUCGAAAUGUUCGAAUGCACGUACUGACCUUGUAUAUUAAUCCUUCAAUUGCGAAAGGCGUAUACAUAGACGCCCUAAGAAAGUUGCCUUUCAUUUGCAGGGAUAUAUAUCUAUUAUAUGUAUACAUAUGUAUCUCUCUACAUACAUAUACAUAUAUUUGUAGUUGAAGUUUGGAGCGUUCUUGGAGCGAAAAUUAAAAAUUUGCCCAAAUUCAACAGGUUUAUUAAAAAAAAAAUAUAUAUAUAUAUAUACAUAUAUAGCUAACAAAAUAAUAAAAUUAUUACAAACAAUAAAAUUAAAGUAAACGAUAAAAAAGAUAAAUAUCGCGGAACAAAAAAAUUGAUCCGCGCGUAUUUGAUUAUACAUGCCGUUAACAAACUAUUUUUUUACCGUUAGGGAUUUGAGAGAUUGUUUCAUAUUUAUACAUGUUGUUUGGAGAAACUUCUCUAUUAUUUCUUCCUUGUUUUCGAUUGCAAACAUUGUCUUACCGGCAUACGUGUCAUAACCUGAUCUAUCGUUUGUCUUGUACAUCAGUCGAUGAUGACACCAUAGUUUUGACUUCCUGAAAUUCCGUAACGCAUUUCCUCCGAAGCUCAUAAAAUUUAAAGCGAGCCUUUGUUCAGAUAAUUCCGGUUACUUCGGCAAAAUCGAAAUACACUGUCUAUAUCACA